AUGGUAACUGAAAAGCAGAGUUUGCCUUCUUUUUCCAGUUUACUUUCUGUUUUGUCUAUUUUAUUUUACUGCGCCGGGUUUUUGAGAGUUGAAUUGGAGUUAAAUGAACAGAAAAAGAGAAUUAACGCUCUUGAAAUCGUAAACAACGCAGAGAACAAUCCUCGGCCAUCAUUCGAACCAAGCUUUGUGGAGUUAAUCAAGAGACGUUCACCCGGUAAGUUUGUCUCUCGAGUCCCGUUUACUGUUUUUAAACUUAGCUAUUUAGCUCUACUGUCAAAUACCAAACCACCGGUUACCAAAUCGCAAAGGAAACACGUACAUUUCAUAUUCUUCAUUUAAUUUGCGCAUGAAAGUGUGUGUUGACUCGGGGGGAGAUGGUAAGCUCUCUCCGUUUUUGCUUAGGGGGAUUACCGUUGAGCUACAAAUUUGCUGCCCUGUUGUAGACCAUGUCCCGAAAUCACCCCAUCACAUACUAACUCGUUGUAAGCCAAAAACAUUACAUCUUCAUAUCAUUAUAAUCACUGGGUAUCAGGAAUGAUACCCCAUUCUACAUAAAACUUCUGAUUUCUAUGCCUUGAUCCACGACUACUGAAACUGUACAGCAAAUAUCUGUAUAUAUACCCCCUCCCCCCGGGAGUCUACUGAACAUGACCCCUGAUUUGUUUGCUUUACUAUUCUUUCUGCUGCAGUAAAAGACACAGAAAGCUAUUGACUCAAUCUUUAGGAAUUCUUUUAUAUCAGUUAAAGUGUAAAAAUAUUUUCUUAGCGAAACAGUUGAUCCCCAUGUGAAGGGAUCUUUCUCCGUUGUUUCACGCGAAAGAUCUCUCAGGAUCUGUAGACGCACUCUGAUGCUGUAUCUGUUCUUAACAAGCCAGAAGCUGUCAGGGAGUCUGCUAGUCAACCAGUGCUUGAAAAAAAGGCAUUGAUUUGAAUUUUUUGGAACGAUUUAAUGCAAAGUUUUCCAUUUCACAGUUGGGUUUUGUUCCUCCGCCAGCUCAAUUAAUUAGAUAGACAAUCACUUAUCUCUUUGGUCCGGAAGGGUAUUUUCGGCAGCCGGGAUUUAACCAAAAGACACGCAGCGAGGGAUUCGGGAAAAUUAUUACUUACUCAGACAAGUUCUUUACAUUUACAUUGUAAAUCUUGAAUAAGAUAGUCAUAGUUUUAGUGUCAUUCUCUCUUGCGGCCAUUAACACGGAGGGAACUUCGCGAUCCAGAAAAAAUAAAUUCUUCGGUAGGCUUGGGGUAAUCGACCAACGAUGCAAUAAUCAGAAAGACAUGUCAGUGGACCCACACAUAUAGUCUUUUGUGACUGCGCUUGAACACAGCAGACAGUAAUGCUUGAACUUCAGGCCGCCAUCUUCAAAACAGGUGAAAGAAAGUUUCAGUGGUAAGACACGAAUAAAUUUAAAGAAAAUUUCACAUUACUGUGGCCAGACAAAAUGUAAAUUCAUUCCCUUUGAAUUCAUCGAUAAAAAUUCACCGAUACUCACGACUUCGGACGUUUUUCCUGCAAAUCAACUACUCGGGAUUCAUCAUAACCAUUCUACUUUAACACUGUUUUGAGUUGUAUCUAAAAUGUAUUUUGAGACUCAUCCACUCAAAAAGUUACAAACAGAGUUCAAAUAGACUAUUUGAAAUAUGUUUUAAAACCUUAAGAACUGACUGCAUUUUAAAUACUUUUAAAUAGGGUACUUAAACACCGUUUUGAGGUAUAUUUGAAUUGUAGUUUGGGCACACAACACUCUGACUAUAAAAACAGAUAUACAUAAACUAUUUUAAGUCUGCUUAAAGACAUCAAAUGCUGACCUUACUUUAAAUACUUUAAAGUACUUAUUACUUAUUAUUACUGAGGUGCGAUAUUGUAAUGUACUAUGGGAUACUCAGACUAUAAAAGUAACAAUUGCACAAAGUUAAUUUUUAAGCCUUCAUAGUGUCACGAACUCAUAAAUGACUCAAAACAAGCUGUCUCAUAUUGUAGACCGGAUUCUCUUCUCAACAAAGUUCGAAGCUGAACGAAAAAUUAAAUCUAAAUUAAAUAAAAAAAAGAGAAGAAAGUUAGGAAUAGAUUUUAGCUUUAACUGACAACACGUAACUGUGACAGUGUGCCGAUAAGAGAUCAAUCCGUUCCUCAAUGUUCAUUACCUGCAAGCUCUCUGCGAAAAUCUCCUCGUAGAUUUUAGCCGUGAUUCAAUUAAUGCAGCUACGGCAUUCCAUAAGUUUUUUAAAAAAACUUCUUAAAAUCUCAUCUUAAUGGAAAUUUUUCACAAACAGCCGAGGCCGCGGGCCGAGAACCGGAUGCACGCGGUCAACAGAGGUUUAUCUAAAAUAAGCCCUUGAAAUUAUAUAAUAAAUAAAUUAUCCAAGCUAAGAUCUCACCUCGUAUAUAUUGCAUCAAGAAACAAAGCUCAGAUCUGAAUAACUCCGACAUAUGGUUGUCUUUCUCUCAUAGAUUAUUCCGUACAUGCAUAGGAUAUUAUUGCUGAGAUGUCACGCGCGACUGAAAUCACGACUUCGCGCCGCGGUAAUGUGACAAAUGCACGUGAUAAACAAACCGUCCUUUGUCCUUUGCUCAUUUCAAAUUAUUGAACCGGCGGUUACUGUGAUUGCGGGUGCGCUUGAUUUUACUGUUUGUUACGAUCUUACAAAAGUACAUUUCAACUCUGCGGAUUGUCUGAACACGUAGAUGUUGCUUUUAUCACGAAUCAAAAAUGGGUAUGACUCCUCAGCGACUGCUUUGUACUUUGAAAGGUUCUGGUUCAGGUUCUAUUCGAAGCACGCUGUCUUAUGUGUUAAUCCAAGAGUCUUCUCUCAUGUGAGUAUUAUAACAUGUUACUAAGACGCUUAAGUAUACGCCAUAUGAGAAACAAAUGAAGGGUAGUAAACAUUUAUAUACUCCCGCCUGUACGGCAAUUUUAGUUUUUACAGGGUUCCAUGCUCAUCCUGGCUGUGUUGCAUGAAUGAUCUCAGUCACUUGAUGUCACGCUCUUUCAUUCUCGCGUAAAUUUGAUGGUGUUAUUCUUAUGUUGUGCUUUAUCAGCCAAUAAUUAAUGUUCAGGCGUAGCCUGCAAGCUUCUGAUAAUACUUUAGUAAAGCCGUGAAUAUAAUAAAUAAUGUAAGUUACAUGUAUGUAGAUUAUUAUUUACCGGUAACGUCAGUAACGCAAACCCCUUUUGAAGCCGAAGAUUGAUAGCCUGUGUACAGACCCCCUCCCCUCCGAUGUUUAUUGAGGGGAGGGGGUCUGUACACAGGCUAAAGAUUGAUUUCAACAUUUCUGAGAAAUUCCAUAAGAAUUUCCCGAGAAUACGUAGGGAAAUCAACGUAAAGUCAUCGGCUAAGAGAUAAUUCUCGUGAAGUCCUGGCCUAGGACUCUGUGGAGAAAUUUCGCAGAGGUAAAUCUAGCUUUUUCAGGGUAAUUUUCGACGGUUAUGUAGUCAUUUUAUUUCAUGAAUUUAAAUGGUAUUUCCAUCCUGUUUUUGUACUGUUUUUAUGCUCUUUCGACCGAUUUUUGUACUGUUUUCAGACAACUCUAAGGCUAUUUUCUUACAAUUUUAUCCUGUUUUUGCAUUUUUGCAUCCUAUUUUUGAUGUAUUUUCACAAUAUAUGCGUGCUAUAUUGCUUUUCUUCUUCUGUGUUAUUUUAAUACUAUUUUAAAAGUAUUUUUAUUGUAUUUGCAAAUACGAGUAUUUUACUAAAUUUCGAGACCGAUUAAACAGCUAUUGAAAUAUAUUUUGAAGCAUAACAUUUUAAUAUUAAACAGGUUAAAAACCCUUUAAAAUCAGUCGAAAAAUAUAUUAAAAAUAUAUUUUUGUACCUAUUUUAAACCUGUUUUUUUUUUUCAAAAUACGUUUAAAAUUGCCAUUAAAAAUAGUUUUAAAAUAGUAUAGCAAAUUAAAAUAUGUUUUUAAAACUGUUUUUAUCCUGUUUUUAUUCCGAUUUAUAAGGUAUUUAAAAACUGUUUUAGACCUGUUUUGAGCCUUGCAAAAGCCCUGGGAUUUUUUUUAUAUUUUAAACGAAUUUUAAAAUACUUUAAAAAUUGUUUUUUAAUAGCAUUUUAAACAGGUUAAAACAUCUUUAAAAGCAGUCGAAAAAUACAUUAAAAAUACACUUUUCACCCUAUUUAAAACCUAUUUCACAAAACAGGUUAAAAACAAUUUUCAAAAAUAGCUUAAAAAUACAUUCAAAACAGUGUUGGAUUUGGUAAGGGUACUCACUUUUCAUGGAAAUCAUGUGACUUUCUGUGUUUUUGUGAUACAGUCAAACCUGCAUUAAGCGGUCGUCCUUUGGGAUGGCUUAGUACUGACCACUUAAAGGAACAGGUUCACGUUUCAGCGCAUGCUCAUUUACCAAAAUGCUGUUUUUCUGCCGGGACAUGCUGUAUCACAAUGCGAGCAAUAUGAUCAUGUCAUAAUGUUGUCAAAGAACCAAUCUGCCCACUCCUCUGGCAGUCACUUGCGCUUGAUCAACUUGAAUAUUUGCACAUAGCUGUAAAUUAAUCAACCAUGGAAUGAAACCUUCGGGUCAACAAUAAAUUCAACUUUGGUAGUGUUGGCAUAAUCCACUAAUUUUUCUGCGAUUUUAGUUCUCCUCCAUCCUACUUCAGGUUACUUUGAAAUACAUUUCUACUUUGAAAUACACUCUGAGAUCGCUGAGAUACAUGUGAGUGCAUGGGAUUAUUAACCGAUAGAAUUGAUAAUAAAUUUUAAAAAAAAUUAUUAAUGAGCAUGCGCUUAACCUUGAACCUGUCCCUGUAAUACAGGUUGACCAUUUAAUACAGGUUUGACAAACGUGAGGGCGGUUAUUCAAGAAAAUGAAGGUAGUCAAAGAGCGAAAUAUCUAUCCCACGACAAAUUGACCUCCACCUGUUUCUACCUCUUCUUAGGCCAAAACGAAAAAAAUUAAAGACCACUUAACGCUAUACAAAGUGCGACCUGUUGCACUAGUAUGGUACGACGUCUUUAAUUUACCCCUCAAAGUAACCUUUUAAUGACUUAAAUAGAGAUGAAGGCGAUAACAAUUAAUUCGUUGGGACCUCGGAAAAGGUGACUGCGGCCGCUUAAUUCAGGUCAUUUUUACAGUAAUUAAGAAAAUGGAUUUCUGGGACUUUGGUAAGUGAACACUUAAUAGAGGUCUGCUUAAUACAGGUUUGACUGUAUGUUUUUCGACCUUGGAUACUUUAGCGCGUGCUUUUUUGCAUGAACUUUAAAAGAAUGCCUAAGAAGCAAAAAAAUCUGUGAGUUAUGAAAUUCCGCGAGAAAUGAACAUUGUAAAAAAUUGAACCCAGCAUCUCCCACCUGCAUGGUCAUUUUAAAUUCAUAUUUAUGUUCAAAUUAGCCGCUAAAGGCCUGUGGGUUGAAUUAUCGGUUAUAAUAAAUUUGAUGAAAUAAUAUGCCAAUUUAAGGGUAAUACAUUAAUUCAUUCAAAUGAAGAAUGAUCCACGCAGUUGUGAACGCAAUUUAUGCAUGCAAUUACGUCAGAAGCCUGAAAAAAAUUUCAAGACCUUACGGGGAUUUCAACCCCUGACCUCGCGGUACCGGUGCGAUGCUCUAACCAACCGAGCAUGAAGCCACCAAUAUUAAGGGCUGGUUCCAAUAUCGGCCAUGCCCUAAGCUUUGGAACAACCUAAUGGUCUCAAUGCAAUGCUUUGUACCGUUUCCAUUACUUCUAUCCUCGUCAUGAGAAUGGAUAAACUCUUUAAAAGGUGUCACUCGGUGUUUACGUUUUCUAAACAUAUACUAGUCUAAUAAGUGUUGGAUUUCUGUCCCCGAAGGUGGAGUUUGGCGACGUGCGUCUAUUCUACCGAAAUGCUUAUCGUCCAGUGCCAAACUGCAAUAGACCGUUCCCCGGAGGGUUAAUAUUUGGGAUACAAAAAGUGACAAAAACGAAUAGUCUAACUCUUAGACAUUCUUUGAGAAACGGUAGUAGACAUCCUGAGUGACACUCUGUGUAUUAGUUUUUAGUUUUGUAAUUCCGCUAUUUCGCCCUCGAGCUUUCUCGGUAAGCGCUUAAAACGCCUCAGACAUUUAUGCGCUCCUAGGCUGUCCACUGCCACUUUUUGUGGGACUGAGUGAUGGCAUGAUGACAAUUUAAGUGAUUUACUCAAGUCAAUCAGUAACGGUUAUAUAGUUGAAACGAAUUAUAAUGUUUGUUCCUGAAUUCAAUUCAGUUCUUUAUUUCACACUAUAUAAUUAAGAUAUUUACAUAAGUGUACGUAGGUAGGAAAAUAAAGUAGUUGACAAAAUAAUAAUUAACUAAAAGACAUUAAGUUCAUUUGUGUACAGUUUCCAAAGUAGCAAGAGCUUUCUUGUUGGAAACCGUCAUGUUGAAAUAAUCGGCAGCAGUAAAGAGGGGAAUAAAAUCUCAGAUAAUAUCAGUGAUAGAACAUAUAAGCAAGGUCAGAUUUGGUUGGUUAGAAGAUAGGACUUCCAUUCUUUCCUAAACUUAUGAUAUGGCAGACACUUGAGACCAGGCGGCACAGUCUCCCAGAUUUUUUGAGUGGAGAAUCAGGACGUCAGGACGUCUUACCUAAGUUGGUGGAUACUCUUGGCCUAAAAUAAUUCAGAUUACUGACAAAUGUUGUAUUAUGAUUGUGUAUACGCGAUGCUAGAGUCAGAACAUCAAGGAAAAUAUCUGGAAUGCUAUCAGUCUCAUUUCUCAUUCUAUGUAUAAAGCAAAAUAUUUUUAAUUUAUAUAUAUUAUCUAAUUCAAUAAUAUUAUCUAAUUUAUUUAUAUUAUCUAAUUUCCUCUUUAGAGUUCAAGUCUUCCAAACAUCACAGGAACAGGCGACAGAGUAAUUCCCUUAAAAAUUCAACGGACGUGAUAGUCUUAACAGAUACAAAGCUUAAGAUAAGCAACCUUUUGUCACAUUUAAAACCACACAUCUGUCCGUCAAAAGGAGCCACGUGUCCACCAGGUCCCCCUGGCCCUCCCGGUCCAGAUGGACCCAAGGGACAGAAAGGAGCCCGGGGAAGAGGUGGACAAAAGGGAAAAACUGGAAACAAAGGAGACCGAGGUGAUAUGGGUUUGGUAGGAAAGAAAGGCAGAGGUUCUCCAGGCCGUCCUGGUCCAACUGGACCCAAGGGACAAAGGGGAGCCCGAGGACGAAAAGGACAAAAAGGAACAACUGGCGACAAAGGAGGCCAAGGUGUUAUGGGAUCACCAGGAAAGAGUGGCAAGCAAGGCAUCAUGGGAGCUGUUGGUCCGCCUGGCGAAACCGGACCUAAAGGACAGAAAGGAGAAAUGGGACUCGCCGGUACGCCGGGAAUUAAAGGACAAAAGGGAGACGUAGGGCACUUUGAUAUCCAAGGAUUUAAAGGAGAGCAUAGCAAAUCGAUUUCUGGAUCUACUGAUAUUUCCCCUGCAGGUAUUAAAAAAAUACUGUUGUGUAAGAAAAAUGUUAUUGUACUUUUCCAUGAAAAAUACCCUCUAUUCCUCGUUCUCCAUCAUUUAGUUUCUAUUUUCUGGUAGCAGCUGUAUUUCAUUUUGUGGCUGCAGUGAAAGAACACGAAUACGGCAGUUAAAAGUUUGAAAAACUUAAAGAUUUUUCCUGUAGUCCGCUGUAAGAGCCUGCAUGAACUAUCACAAACGCAGCCAUCGAUAAAUCCCUUUGCGACACUUUCCUCGACGGAAAAACAAUUCAGUUUUGCAAAACCAAAAACAACAACAACAACAAAAAAAGACAGCAGCUGUAUUUCAUUUUGUGGCAGCAGUACAAGAACACGAUAAUCAGUGUAAAACUUAACCGAAAUGUAAAAAAAGACUUCAGUUGUCGGUCUGUAGUCUGUCAAAUGCUAUAUAAGAUUUUACACAUGAACUCAUCAGUCAGAUUUUUGACUAAGCUAGGGAGGGGGGGGGUUGGUGUUGGAGAAUACUAGGUUGUUCCUGGAGUGUGACUAAAGCGUGACCAAGCAAAAAGUAAAGCCUUAGAGAUUGAUUUGCGAAAAUUUUGUCUUACGUCGAACACAGGAGACUUCAUUUAGAUUUUUACUCUAUCAACCCCGUUGGUUGCCCCCAAAAUGGUUAAUUUUCGCCUAAACGAAGCGUAAUGUCAGAGUCUGGGACUCCCUUCCCUACCAUACUGAGUUUUCUCAAGAUGGAAUCUUAAGCCUCCUAGAAAAAUCGUUUCGCCGUCGAGCUUAGUUUUUUGGUCAAAAUUCGCGCCAAGAAAAACACGGGUUGCCGAAUUUCAUUUGGCGCAUAAAAAUUGCCAGUCACCCCGGCCGUACCCCCACCCCCUUUCCACUACCUCGGACAAAAUCCGUACCAAAUUUUCUGGCAUCGAUAGGUUUCCAUUUCCCUUUAGGUGUGGCGCUGUCCACCUGAAACAAUGAAAUAAUUCACAGUUUCAUUGAGUGACGAAAAGGCAAUUUUUCUUUUUCUGGAUAUUUCUAAACAUCUUUCCUUCUUUUAAUUACUGUUUUAAAAAAGAUUCGCCCCAAACAGCCCUCAAAAUCACCUUAGAACUCUCUGCGUGAUGUGAUAGCCCUGUUUAAAUCAGGUUGUGCCAACAGGAAAAAAAAAAAUAUAUAAAGUUGUAGCGCGGAUUUUUGACCGGUUCUUAAGACAGGUUUGUCUUGAAAUUUCAAGGUGUUGUAGUGAAUCAAUCUUAAUGAAAGUUUCAGACAUUAUAAUUAUAUACGGCAUUAUGAGGAUUAUGUGAAGAGAUUUUAAAAAAAUUCGUUCGAGUCGUUUUAGAGAUAUACAAAAAAGCGCUAAAAGUCCAAAUUUUGAAUGAAGUUGCACUUAUACAGGUGGUGAGAAAACGGGUUAGUUUUGAAGAUUGCAAGAACGAAAAUAAACCAAAAUUUCCUAGCGUUAAAAUUUGAAAUUAAGCAGCAUUCUUACGCUACUGAAGAAUAAUUUGAGUCAUUUAUAACGUUUUUAUUAAGUAAUCUAUCACGGCUAUUGAAAAUUUAAGGUUUGAAACAUAUUUUCCUUUCAGUGGAAUUCAAACAUACAGAAUUUUUUUACUUCUUACGGAGAUUGUUUGCUAAACACCAAACUUUAAGUUCCUAGCGUUGGAUUUUCAGUAGCUGGUCUAGAUCACACAAAUUUCGGCUUUUAUCAAUUUCAAAGUUUUUGUUUAUUGUUGUCAUAGUAAUAUCGAUUUUACUUAAAACUGCAUUUUCACAAAUCUCAAUCCAUAGCCAAUUACUGGUGAAAAUAUUAUAGCGAUCGGACAAGGAAAAAAACACUUUUAAGGCGAUUGAAAAAUAUUGGUAUGGCCUCUGAAAAACUGUAUCGAAACACCUGAAGAGUGAUAUGGAAACAAAACAAGCCACAAACCAGUGUAAGCAUUGAGCUUUAUAAACGGACUAUUAUUCCCUCCCCCCUAAAUUUCGUCAUAUUUCAGAGCAAGGUCGUAAAAUUUAAGGCACUUUCUUUUACACGGAACCUUCACAUACGAAAAGAAAGUUUCUCCGAUAAAAUUCACAAAAAGAACAACUUAUCAAUGUGUCAAUAAUAGUUUAAUAAGAAUUGAAAUAAGAAUAACACAUCCAAAAAAAAAUAGUGAUUAAAGUAGUAAUGGUCGGAGGUUUUAGACAUUUUUGUUUUAUGGUCACGUGAUCAUAGGAGUGGUCUGAUGACGCCAUAUCACUAACAAGUACUGUGCUAUAAAAUUACUAAUGCAUGGCAAAAGGAGUCUUCGUUAGACGGCCAGAAUUUUCCCCAGCAACAGCCCCAAAGGAUAGGUCAGAGGGCCCUUAAACAAGUCGAGAAAACUGUGUUUAGAUUUAAAGCUUCGUUUAAUGAUUCUGUACAGUCAAAACAAAAAAAUAAUAAGUUAACGUAAUAUUUUUAAUUUACCUUGUUGUACGGUUUUUUUUAUUUCUUUUAGGGCUGUAAUAAUUUAACGAUUAAUUUAGUUGUAAAGUAUUGUUUGUCAGUGAAUGUCUUUCGUAAAUGUCCUUUUUUUAGUACUGUAAACAGGGGCGGAUCCAGGAUUUUUUUUAGGAGGGGGUGCACUCGUCUCUUGCUCUACUUCAACACCAAUAAACCACAUAGUUUUCUUUUGCAGAAUACCAGUUGUAUUAGAAAACCGCAGGUCAUCUCAGGGGGAAGGGGGGCGGGGGGGGGGGGUGCGCACCUCCUGCACCCUCCCCCUAGAUCCGCCCCUGGUAAAUGUCAUUAUCAUUAAAAGAUACUUUAGCUCAGUAGUGAGUUUGUCAAGCUAUAUGUUAUUUCUUUUAUUUAGCAUUUGUUGUUCUUUGUCUAGGUCUUAUGCAAAAACUCAUUCUUAAUUUUUAAUGCGUGCUUUUAACUGCAGUUCGUCCUUCCAUUUCUAUUGAUCCCGGACCCCUUUACGCUCUUGAAGGCAGUCAUAUCACUCUUCCAAAAUGUGACGUGACUGGUCAUCCCAAACCAACCAUAUCCUGGAGUAAGGAUCUUGGUCGGCUUCCGCAGGGCAGAGUACAGAUAAAAAACGAUGCCAUCAAACUUCUCAGAGUCCGCCAAAGUGAUUCUGGUAGCUACUUCUGCAAUGCGACUAAUUUCGUGGGAAGCGCAAUACAAAAAACUCUUCUAGUUGUGGUUUAUCUUCCUCGCUUCACUGUGGUGCCACCUGCAAAAGCUGUUACAUGGACUGGGCGCACUUUAACACUAACAUGCAAGGCUACAGGUGAUCCUAGACCAAUUAUAAGCUGGAGAAGACAAGGAGGUCAACUCCCAGUCGGGCGGAGCCACCAGAUAAACGGCACUUUAGUUUUAAGGGAGAUUGAAAUGUGGGAUAGAGGGAUUUACAUUUGUGCUGCAACGAGUGCUGGAGUGCUUAACGUGCAAACUGUGACCACAAUUGAGGUUUUAAACCCAAGAGGUGAGUUUUGGUUUUUUGGCUCAAGUGAUAUUCUUUAUUUAGCACUUGAUAAUACGGCGUUAAACUCCACAUAAUCUAUAUUAGUGUAGAAUUCGUACUGGCACUUUAAAUCUAAAAAAUAAAAUUUGCGACCCAGGGAGAUAGAAUAAACUGUUAAGUUUUGUAUUUAGCCCUUCAUCCAACCGAUAUUGACGUAUUUGUAGUUGAAAAAACUGUUCUUUCUUGCAAAAACAAAUAAAGAAAUAAACACACCAUGCCCACCCACCCUCCCCGACCUACCGUUUUCAAUUUUACUUACUCUUGUUCAGACAGCAGAUAAUUUCAGUAAUUUGGGAAAUUCUGAAAUACUAGAGUAUUCCAAUAAAGAAGGAAACUUUUUCCAGAUAUUAUAGCGGGUACUAUAAUAGUUGCUGUGUUGCCAGCUGGGUUUUGGUUUAUAACUCUGAAAGGUGAAAAAUGUUAUAUUUUUUCUUUUCUCUCAUUCACGAUCAUUGCCAUAUAUUAUCAAAGAAAAGUACAAACAAUAUAGAAUACUUCAUGGAAAGUGGGUGCGUACGGUAUUUGCGCACGAGUUGUUGACUUAUCAGCGAACGAGUGAGAUUUCUGAUACAAAAACAACUAGUUUCUGAGAUGUUUUUCACUUUUCUACGAGAGAAACUCUACUUUAUGGUCUUUCCUCGUUGAAUGUCGUCUGCGAAGCAACUCGUAAAGCGAGGGCGCUGCAAGCUGCAAGUGCCUAUAAAAAGCGGGGAUUUUGGCGUAAAACUCACACACCUCUGUUGCUUCUGAUUGAACGUAUCAUUUUUCUCACACGUGAAAAACAUCGUUCGCCCCUCUGAUUGGCCAGAACUCAUUUGCGUAUGAAAAUUUACGUCAUAGCUUCUCACUGAGUAUAUCUCCGUAUGUAUAAAAUAAAGAACUUUAAUCAAGGUAACAAAAUGAACCAUAGCAAUGUUAAAGAAAUUAGCCCAAAAUACCAAACCAAACUGCUGCUCAGAUUUUGAAUGAAUAUCAUACAUUAUUGGAUGAGGCUGAAUAUCAUCUUAAGAAUUAAAACGCACUCCUCGAUCUCCAUAAUUCUUCAGAUGAUAGGUUGAGUAUGAUCGUCUGAGGUCAACGUAGUCUUGAAUAGGACCGUUGUUGUUGACACUGACUGAAGUUUCGACAAUCUGUGAGGUAGUCAUCUUGAGAGUCAAAGUGAGUUGUAUCACGUCAGUUGAUGGUAUUUAACUCUGGUUGUUGACCUAAUUGGUCAAUUAAGUCGCGAUGUUAUUGGUCGUCUAUCAGUUAAGCCUUGAUGUCCUUGGCUUUGAAGACUCGUAGUGUCAUUGGUGAGUUUCGAUCCGUCUAUUAUCACAGUUAAUCAGUCGUUUAUUGUUAGUCAAAUUGUCAGUUGUCCUGUCCUUCUCUCGUGUUUAGUUUUGGUUGAUUCCGUCAAUAAGUCGUUUGUACGGUGCCCGUAGCUGUUGACUACUAUUCAGUGGCGUUUGUUCUAAGUUAGUAAACCAGCUUUCUAAAGUGAGUCGUUGACAGUAGGUCUGUAGAAUACGUAAUACAUGUCGCAGAUCGAAUCCCAGUCGAUUUGAGGUUUCGUCUGUACAUGGUGUUCAGCGAUGUGAUUGUUGACGUCACCAUUUCUCUUCGCUCGUUUUUGCUCGGUCAGUCGAGUGCUAAGGUUUGGCCGGUUUCACCAAUGUAAGUAGCCUGGCAGUCGCAGCAUUUGAUCUUGUAUACUGCACCCUGUCUGUCCUCUGCAUAGUUUGCCUUUGUCCUUGACAUUACUGUAAGUAGUCGUCGUGAAGCAGUUAUCGGUUUGUGUACAACACGCAUAUUGUAAGGUUGUAGUAUACGUGCGAUAUUUUUAGAGGUGCCACUGAUGUACGGUAUAGUCGCUGUCGUAACAGGGCCAAUGUUGACCAUGGUCUGAGAGUUGGAAUCAGUGUUACUGUAAGUGUUCCGUCUAACAAAGUCCGCGUUGUAGUUGUUUUUACUAAAAACGUUGUUUGGGUGGACAUUCUCUUAUUGUAGGCUCUCGGUUGUGCUUGUCUCGUGAAAUUCCGUAUAGUUGUAGUCUUGUGAGAGGUGGGUUGUAAGAUGUCUGGUCAAGUAAUCGGUCGAUAUGCGUCAGUUUUCUGUAAGUUGUCGUUCGUAGUCUGUUGUCGUGGCGAAUGACCAAGCAGACUAGAAAAGGUAUUUUACCAUUUAUUCUAAAUGGCGUUGUCUUUAUUGACCUUACUAAGGCAUUCGACACCAUUGAUCAUGAGAUCAUCUUGCGUAAGAUGUCAUACUUGGGUGUCGAUCGGGCAGCUAUAUAUAAAGUGGUUCUCUUCGUACUUAUAUUAAGCGGCCAAACCCAAAGAUGUAAUGUCAGUGGCAAACUAUCAUCUGCUCGUACCCUCAGUUGCGGCGUGCCGCAGGGUAGCAUAUUGCAUUGGGUCCUUUGCUAUUUUUAACUUACAUUAAUGAUCAUCCCAACUCCCUGCGGGGCGCCGUACUAAGAAUGUUUGCCGAUGACACCAAUCUUUCGUUAUCUGCUAAGACGUUAACAGAGCUUAAGCUAGCUCUAACCCCUGAAUUAAAUAACCGUAGCUGUUGGCUGAAAGCUAACAAGCUCAGUCUAAAUUAAUGUUGCUAAAACAGAGCUAAUGAUUAUUGGAUCAAGACAAAGACUAUCUGCCCAAUGUGACGAUGUAGAAAUCAGAAUUGAUGCCCAAAUUACCAAGAGAGUCGAUCAUACCAAAUCCUUGGGUCUUACCAUAGAUGCUCAACUCUCUUGGGGUAAACACGUUGAAGAGAUUUGCAAGAAAGUCUCUUGAGCUAUUAGUCUGCUACACAGCCGUUUUCUGGCGGAAAUGUUAUAUUUGUAUAAUUACUUCCUGAAUCGCUGCUGAAUCGGAUAAACUUAUUACCAUACCCAGCAUUUACAUUGAACCAAGUAAAGCUCAUGUUGAUUAUUCAGUUUAAACCAAUAGCAUACUCAUGAUUAUUAUAUGGCUGAGUCUGUUUUCUGCGUGCGAUUGGUCAAUUUGCGGUCCGUAACUUGCUAUACAGACCAAAAUUUUUAAAGAAAAUGCUCAUUUCGGAAGUCUAAAUCUCUUUACCUCGGAAAAAAUGUUUAAAUAAAGUUAUAAGACGCCUGUCAACCUUGAGGACUUGGAUGUUGACUUUGGCCUUCAACAUUUUAAACUGUGUUUAUUUGUGAACGAAGGCGAUGAAUAAACUAACUCGUAAUCUCAUCAAAGAGGAUUCUAGUCAGUGAUUGAAAAUUUUAUCGUAGUACACAGUUAAGAACACGAAAAUCGACUGGCAGAGAUUCGAGAUGUUUUGCCUAAGAGAAAAUGAGUAAUUCCUUCAACAAAUAUGAUAGCAAACAUACCUGCACCCGAUCAUCUUGACAAGCUUCUUUGCCAUUUGCAGUGUUUUUUCAAAGACCAACGAAAGAAAGAUAGAAGCGAGUUCGAACCAGACACAAUAAUGUCCAGUUUUCAAAAGACUCCCGCGUCACAUGAACUAGUGAAUACUUACAGUGCUCUUAGUUUCCACCGAAUAAACUAUUAAAUAUGUAUGUAAACCCUGAGGACUGGGAUGUUGACUUUGCCUUUCCAAAUGUUAACCUAGCUUUGUUUUAAUGAGAACGAAGCUGUUGUAGAAACCGAAUCGUAACCUUACCAAGGAAGAGAAUUCUAGUCAGUGUUUGAAAAUUUUGACCCAGAUCACAAUUGAAGACGAGAAUGAACUGGUAGAAAGAAAGGUUUUCCCAAAAACAAUUAACGAGCGAAUCCUUCGACAAUGACAACAAACUUACCUUGAACAGCUUCUUUGCCUUUUGCAGUGUUUUUUUCACAAGGACAAACGAAGGAAAGAUGGAAACGACUUCUAGACAGACACAGUGUCCGGUUUCCAAAAUACUCCAGCGUUACAUUAAAGAGCUAGAACUUACAGUGUUCUUAGUUUUGACCGAAUAAACUUUUUUAACAUGGCGAAUUUGUUUUCAUUUUCUCAGAAAGCCUUUGUUAUGUGCUAUUGUUUUCGUGCGCCAAUAAAAACUUUCUUUUUUGACACCUGUCAAAUGACUGUCAAAUCGUGCGUCCUGCACUUGUUUCCGAUCCCCCAAACAGGAAGAAGCCAUAUAAUAAACAUCUUAUUAGCCUCGUUUUUUCGGUCCGUACUGUUUCUUUCUUCUUUCUGUUUCGUCCGUACUGUUUCUUUGACUUUAUCUUCAUAUUAUCUGAGAUAUAGGGUGAAAACAGCUCUUCCAUUAUCUCUUCUUUCAUUUUCCAUGGCCCUUUCUGCCUCUCCCAUUUCACCCUUAUUAUAGCGGAGCUCCACGCGCGCGCUUCGCGAGACCCAUAUCUAAGUAAAUCUACCCAUCCCAGAAAAUUUGGUAAUCACGUGACCGUACACCGACCGACCCCCCCCGAGAGACCGUCCGUCCGCACCACGGGAAAACCAAUGUUUACUUUCACUCUUUCUAACUUCUUUGGGAGCCCAGGAGUAAACUGAUUGAACAUUAAUGUUGUGAUCAAUUGACAGCUGUCAAAACAAGGUAUCCGCUGACAAGUAUCACCUGACCGUAUCGCAGGCUCAGGUGUCGACCCAUCGAGGUCGAGUACUUUUUUGAAGUUAUCCGCUGACAAGUUACUAGUUUUCAAAUGAUCGCAGGCUCAAGUUUAUUUUUGAAAAAAUUCAUAUGAAAUAUGCUGUGUUUAUGUCACUAUGCCCCCGCGCUAUUAAGAUUUUGAUUUCAAACUAACCUCGGACGCGGAAAUUCAGUCGGUUAUUUAGAAAUACAGCCGGGGAAGACCUUUUCUUGCCAAGGUCAUGCGUUGGUCACGCUCUACGUCCAAUUUUUAUGCUUUGAUUGGUCAAAAUUUGAUAGGUGAGUUCAUGUGGAAAAUUUAUGCAGCAUCUUGAAACUUGUUCACUUUGACAGCUGAAGCUGACAGAGUUUUUUGUCAACUUGUAAUGUUUUUAAUUGUCCUCUUCCACUGAAUGUACAAAAUGAAAUACAGCUGCUAUCAAGAGUCUUCUGUUAUUCAUGGUUAGUUUGUUUAUCGAUUAUUUGGUUGAGAGACGCGUCGCUUGUCGAAGUCCGAAAUCCGAUUUCGGAUGGCAUGGUUUUCUUUUUUCACCUUGCCUGAUACGUAGGAGCGGUUCAAAAGUCUCAAGCGAUUCUGGCCUUACUUGAUAGCUUUCAGGAGCUGCAUCCCGAAUGGUAAGGCUGAGUUAUUAUUGUAUUUGAUGUUUGUUUUUUUUAAAUCUAAUUUAAUGAAGUCGAGCACCGUUUAUGCGGCAAGUUUAUGCACGUUUGUAAGAUUUGAGACAAUGAUCUGAUCUAGUAUCAGGUUUGAUAUAAGCUUACAGAACUUUAAAAAGCCUAUAGGUAUAUUUUCUCACCGCAAAUAGAAAACGUUCCGAAGAAUAUUUAGUUAUAAAUUUGGCUGUAGAAAGAAAACUUUGAGCGAUUUUCUUGCCUCGAGUCAUCUGUGGAAAAAAGCAAACACCGGCAGGCCGGCUUAAAACAUAAACUUAAGCUUUAAGCUUUAAGAUGCAGGAUUUUUAGAAACACUUUAAUACUUGUCUUUGUGAAUCAAAAUUGUUGUCUCUGCAAAUGUUUCUCCGAAUUAUAUUUCUUUCAUUGAUUGUUAGUAGUCUCUCUUGCAAUUUUAAUCGCUGUCUCGUUUGUUUUCAGUUGUUCAUGAACAUUAACGGCUUGGAAAAUAAAAUUUCGAGGACAUUUUUGGACUUUUUACAUUUAGGGCAUGAAUUUUUCGUCAUUUCAGGCCAUGGAACCUAAAAAUGAGCCUAGCUAGCUGUAAAAAGGGGCAAUACGGAGGCAAUACGUCCUAGCCGGCAUGAUCACAUGCUGUUUACGGAAAAUUCCCUCAUCCAUGUCAGGAAAUUCUGUAUUUUAAAGCCUCCCCUAGGGCAUGACUCAGCAACUGAGGACAUUUCUGCUACGUUUUCAAAGUUGGUUAGCAUGCAAAGAUUUUUCCCAUGCCUAUCGUCAACGAUUUGCUCACUGGUAAUAGAGGGGGUGGCCCCAGAGUGAUUUUGCAUUGAAAUUGGCAUGCAACAGAAUUUCGCAUGCCCUGUAAGCAUAAUCUGAGGUUCCGUGACCGUCUCACCCAGGCCGCCAGAAGCCUAGGUUCUAGUAAUAAGUAAUUCAUAACCAGCAAAAUCUCCUGCAUGCCGGGUAUGCCAAAUUUUCUGGCAUGCCCGGCAUGCCAAAUUCUCUGGCAUACCGGGCGUGCCAUAAUCUGGGUCAUGCCGGGCAUGCUUUCAACGCACAGAUUAUAAUUCCUUGAAUCUACAGAUGUUUUAAGCCUGGCUUAAAAAAAAAAAACUAAACAGAUCACAGUGCUUAUCUUUUGAUGUACGGUUACACGAUGACGUCAUUGCUAUUCCUUUCAUUUUCAUAGAUUUGGUUGUCCCAGCGAAGUUUAAAUAACAAAAGCUCUAAUUUUCACAAGAAAGAAAACCCCUGAGGGAUUCUGCCGUAGUAAUAAAACAGCGUCAUCGUGGAGAUGACCUGUUGGGGGAUUGUAAAAACUCCUCACCCCUUUUAAUGAGUCUUUAAUAGGAUUCCCAUUUCACAUUGCGAAUAAAAUGGAAUUGACUGAAAUCAGUAAAAAGAGAGACAGAGACUAUUUUCAUUGUAUAAUAAAAUGCAUCUAUGUUCCAUGAAAGCUUGUAAAAAUACAAGGUUAUAGAAUAUCUUUCAAAGUUCAUUACAAACUGAGCUAAGCCCCAAAAUCACUGUUCAUUAUUCCGUAAAUCAUGAUGUUUGACAAUGCAAUGUGCUUGAAUAUAACGUUGCAAUUACAAAUCUCUCUAAAGCAAAUUUCCCUACGUUAGAAAAGCUGUUUUUAUCUUGUUUCACAUUUUGAUAAGGAGUCUGAGUUCCUCUUUCUUGUUGUGUAGGCUUGCCAGGGAUUAAUGUUUUUGUGUCAUUACCAGUGUCUGUGUUUGUUGUUUUUAACUCAAAGUAAGUCAGUAAUAACUGACAGUAUCAAAGAAUUGCUCUCUAGAAAAGUAAUUAUCUCCUAGUCAUGUCUGGAAGUUACCUGUAACAAAAAAGAAAUGGAAUGUUAACACAUGCAAGGGCAAUAUGAGAAAAAAGAAAAAGAACAUGUAGAGCUCAGCUUUUCUCAACAUAUUUUCAUACUGGCUUGUUCAGUCUGUUAAAGGUCGCAACUAGUUGUCUGAGGCUAAUUUCACAAGAGUGUGCAAUUGAGAUAAAUGCAUGGUAAAUAAAGUGAAAGAAACCAGGGGCGGAUCUAGGGGGAGGGUGCAGGGGCUGAGGACCCCCCCCUCUGAGAUGACCUGCGGUUUUCUAAUACAACUGGUAUUCCGCCAAAAAAAACUAUGUGGUUUAUUGGUGUUGAAGUAGAGUAACAGACGAGUGCACCCCCUCCUAAAAAAAAUCCUGGAUCCGCCCCUGGAAACGUGGUUUUACAUUAGCCAAUUUACAUUGCGUUGUUCGAUGAUGUUUACACGCUCUUCUACUGCGAAAUAAACCUUUGCAUUUGGAUUUGCAAGUCUACCGAGUUUGACUGACACUUAAUUGAACAACGGUUUCAUUUUUAAGCAGGUAAGGUGUAGACCCAUAUAAAGCCGGAAUAUGUCAAGGAAAUUCAGCAAAAACUUUUUCGCAUCUUUUUGUGGCGAUAUUCUCUCACGGCCAGUCAACUGAUUAGAGGAUGCGAAGAAAAAAUAAAUUAGAACCAAAGGUUAAAGCCUGUCCGGUUACAUCAUUUCGUAUGUUACCUAGAGUUCUAAUAAAUAGGUCAUAAAAUAGGAUUUAACGAGAGCGAAUUUGUUUCUCAAUCGGUGUAUAAAAAAGUGAAGCUAUCAAAUGAGAGGCUUAUAGAGUAUCAAAAUUAUUAAAGUAAAAGCUCAUAUAAUUAGGAAAAUUCCUAUACGAAAGAAAUGCUAGUGACAUUAAAUUGAUCACAUAAAAUUCUCAGAAAAUAUGUCGCAUAAAAGCCUCAUUGUUUGCUUUUGUUUUUGCGUAAAGGUAAAUUUUUCGGCCCACAAAGCAAAGUUGAAAAAGCGACUAAAUCUUAGUUUUUUACAUUGAACAUGUUUAUUAGCUUAGUUUUCGUCCGUUUUAAAAGCUUUAUAACCCAGUCAUAAUUUUCGGGUUAAAAUAGUACAAAAUCAUUUCAAAAACCAUGUUCAUUUAAAGUAGAGGCGGCAAACAUGAACAUUUUGUAAUUCAAAAGUCGGACCCAGCCAGGUUGUUUAAGCUUAGAAUUAUUUGCUUUUUAGCGUCUUAUAAAUUUACCAGAAUCGCCUCUCAGAGGCUUACUGCAGCAAAGCAUUUUGUAGUACACUCGUAGACAAGCAAUGUAAGCCUUAAGUCUUUGCUUGGAUGAGAUGUCCAAAAGAAAAAUUAGUUUUGUGGACCUAAAGGCACAUUCACAGACUGCUUAUAUGGAGUUGUUUACAACUUUGCAUUGACACCUGCAGCAUGUUCAUUUUUAUAAAGCGAAAUCCAAAUCUGAUUUUGGCAUUUGAUUUACGGAUAUUUUAUUUUGUCUCCAAAAGUGAUUGUAAUAUCCGUUUGAUUGUCUUUCGAACAACAGUCAAACUAUGCAGCAAAAAUAAGUAACUUUACCAGUACAGUGAAAAAAAAUGACCGUAGGUGCCAAAAAUAAUUAUACUCGAGCUAUAAAACUAGAUCUGACUUUUUUAACUUUGGUUUCUUUAUUUUUGAGGUUUUCUCUAGUCUUCUUAGCAGCAGAAGAAGAUUGCAAGACAUACAAUCAGAAACAAUCCGAAGUGAACGAGUUGACAACCACUUAUGAUGGAGUUCUUAGGCAUGCUCCUCAACAGUAAGAUAAACUGAAUGCCAAAAGACUAAUUCACGGGAUUUGUUCGAUAUUCAGGCUUUUUCUUUACCAAAUUAAUACUAAAUUUGUACUUACAGUCUCUCGCAGAAUCCAUUUCUUGUCCAGCAUUCACCAACAUCUCAACCAUGCACCGCAGAAAAAAAAGACAAACAAAUGCGAAGAGACAUGACAACAUCGUGACGCCACAACUGCCACGCUACAAAAAAACUAGAUUCAUCGUCAUCCGAAAACACUUCUGCGGAAAUUCGGCCGAUUUCGUGCGUGCUCGGGGUAUCUUCGGAUGACGCAGAUGACGUUGCUCAAAGGACUAUCGUCAGCAAGGACUAAACCAGUUUGCGAGAUUCACAUAGCCGACAAGAAGCGCACUGAAAAACUAAGCAAAAUCUCUCUGAGAAGGCAGUCCAAAUUCACCAGAUCAGAACGUCUUUGCAGUAUUAACGUCGUACUCUCGUACUGACUUGAACGACCUGGUAAGCUUAAUUUUCACCAGUCUUUUAUGCUGUUGACCAGGAAACAUUCCGACGCGAUAAAACUUAAGCAUGGAUAAGUUUAUACUGAGAAGAUUUGUUAUCUUAUUGUUUAAGACGCUUUUCCGCGAUCAAAUUUAAAUAUGGACCCAGAAAUGUCAGUAUCGGUUUGAAAUAAAAGGAUUAAUCUUUGAUUGCAAGUUAAGUAUUCUAUUUUAUGCAUGAAAAAUGUUGUUUUGUUGUGCUUUUCAUUUAUAAAUCCAGGCUUCUGUCUUCGGUUUUGCCUGUCGAUCCCAUGACACACAUUGUGACAAACGAGACUUUUUUUUGUUAUAAUCUGCAUUUAUUGCCAGGCAUGAAACCUGUAACUUCAAGCUCCCUAAGAUAUAUUUGGCGAUUAUAUGUGAUUCUAGGGAUAUGAUGCUGAAGCGAACAUCAAAAUCAGUCUCGCUGGGCAUGCCAAUUUCUUGCCUGGCAUGCCGGACAUGCCAAACCAACCGGCUUCACCAUCGGCAUGCCCGGCAUGCCAAACCAGAGGAGCAAAAACUGGGAAUGAAUUAUCAACCCGGCGAGAGAUCUGGGACCUAAGUUUAGCCGGGUCAAUUUUGGGCUGCGAGGGCAUGAACCCUUUUUUUCCAUGCCUAUGAGAUGUUAUUUCUAAGUACCAAUGUUCCCUUGAAUUUUGCCUUUUCCUAAAUAUAUAAAAUUUUCCCUCUCUCAUUAAUCCUCAGACUGGAUGCUAUUUUUGCGCUCGCUAGGCAUGUUCAACUGAAAAUCAUGCCCAUACCCUUAUUCAAAACAAAAUGCUAUCAAAUCUUAGUUUCCAAGCCGUUACAUUGCUCGCUGUACUCAAAAUACCACGCUUAUCAAACGCUUUUUAAGAUUACACAUCAUUAUAAAACCAUUAAAUAAAAAAAUAAAAAAUAAAAAUAAAUUCUUUAUUAUGUUGAAGCGUAACUCUAUUAAUGUUCACUGCAAAUUUGGCGCUCUUCAAAAGUGAGAACCGGCUGGCCGUAUAAGUGAUUUUGGAAAUGUUUUGAACGGUUUCGCUAAAAGCCCACGACUGAUCGUGCUGAACAUUGACUGAGUGCAAUUUGUCUUGAAAAAUUGUGAAAUACUGCAUUCUGUCCGAGGUCUUUAUGAUAAAUAGUACUGUUUCACCUCAGAUGUGAUGUAUAAAAAGUAUGAAAGGUUGGUUUACACACCGCCAGAUUUGUUGGUAAGAUUUUGCAAAGUAAACUUAUCCAAAGCAAAAAAUUCGGCCUGAUUUGUUUUCCAAGAAUUUGUUUUCCGGGCCUAAUCUACUGUGAUCAAGAGCCAUUAUGGCUCUUGAAUGUGAUGGAAGAUGAUUGCUAUUUUUUGGGUGUACAUAUAAGGCUUUUAACUUCACUCUAAAAUCAAUUAACCUUUCCCUCACUCAUGAAAGUGCCCAUAAGUUAAGUGAUUUGUGUAUUAUAAGUUUAUUGUUUGAUUUAAAUUAUAAAUUUAUUAAUGGGAGCUUCGCUUUUAGCCCCGGCUAAAUCUAUAUAUUAUGCAUGUGUAACUUGCGCCUUUAACCUCUUAGUUGUUGUCUCCGGUACCUUGCAAGCUUCAGUACCUUAUUAUUAAGGUAUGAUCUAACAUUUGCGGGUGUCAUUUCUGGCUGACUUAUAAUUUUCUCAACAUUGUCAUAAUCAGUGAUUUCCAGAUCUUUCAAUAAUCUCAUUAAUCCUGUCUUCCUCAUCUAGAGCACAGUCAUCCUCAUCAUAUUCUAGAAGCAAAUCUUGUUGCUCUGGUCGUAAAUAUAUAUUGAGGAUCAAAAUAUAUUUGUUUCUUACCCUCUAAAACAUCUGCUAAUGAUUCUUCAUAGGGACGUGGUUUUGGCACUUGUUUAUUUUGUUUUGGUCGUAUUUCUUCAUCAAAUAGAAUAUCUAAUGCAUAAUCUGAGGUUGAAUAUCUUCAUCACCUCCUGCUUGAAUACCACGUUUUCUUUGCAAUGCUGGUAGUUUCAGAUUACCCAACGCAACAUCGAUCAUCUAAUUUAGUUGUUAUUGGUUUGAACACCUUUUGAAAAGCUUCCUGACUUGUUUUUAAGAUUGCAUGCACAGAAUCGGAUUUUAUCACCUAGUUCUGUUUUUCUCUUAGCAUGUUCUUUCCACUUAAGUAAACUCAUUUUUCUUAUAUAAUUAGGUUACACAAAUUCACAAAUACUGUAUAAAACAAGUAGUUGAACUGGCAGUUGAACUCAAAACUGCGUAAGAUAUAUAUAUAUAUAUAUAUAUAUAUAUAUCUUACGCAGUUUUGAGUUCAUUAUAUAUAUAUAUAUAUAUUAUGGUAAUAUAAUGAAUUAUGAAUUGAAGAUUUCAUCAGCUAUUAAACUACGUUCUUCGAGAGGAAUUUCUUAGAAUGUCUACAAUUAGAUAUCAGUUCGCUUCUGUUGUUCAGGGUUAUUAUCUGUAAACCCGAAAUGUCAACCCUGAACAACAGAAGCGAACUGAUAUCUAAUUGUAGACAUUCUAAGAAAUUCCUCUUGAAGAACGUAUUCGCUUAGCAACCAAUCAUAUUUCUGCAUGUCACGCCACUAUGCAUUGUUCUGUAUUUUCAAAUUUUGUACAUCUUCAUAUGUAUCCGUUAUUUUUGGCAGUUGCCUGAUGAUUGCUCCGCAAGGAGCAUGAAACUCUGAGUAGCAAUAAAUGUCUUCGACCAAAUAAUCCAACUCUGCAAAAAAAAAGGAAAAGAAUAGGCCGGCGGCGCUAAAAAUACAUGUAUAUACCUGCCAACUUUUUCUGAGAUAUAAGCGUGAGAUUUUUAUCCUGGGAGUGCUGGGAUUUUUUAAGACGACACGAUCAUUUCCGAAGAUUCCCGAAGACGUCCGAAGUCUGCCAAAGGCGAGCUCGCUCCCAGUGCUUUUCACUUCAAAAAUCAGAGAUCGCGAGGAAGGUAUUGCCAUUUAUUCAUUUUACACAUGGUUUUCGUUCCUUACAUGGGUCUGAGUUAACAUAUUUUUGGAAAUUGGGUCAAGCAGGACGGCAACAACUCACAUUUUUCAAUCAGGCGUGAGAAAUUGGCCCGCAGGCGUGAGCCGGCGUGAGAUCGAAGUUUUCAACCCCCAGGCGUGAGACCCACGCAGUUGGCAGGUAUACAUGUAUAAGUAUUCAGCAACGUGACACUCAGGGAACGCAUCUCAAAUAAUGCGACUAGAUGUCAACUGAAUAAACAAAGUUUAGAUAUACCAGCGAUAAACCAUAUCAUUUUAGGAAAGUUUACUAUAGUAAACUUUGCUUUCAUUCUACCGCCGUUGCCACCGCAACAGACUAGAUCUGUGUUUACCAUAGUAAAAUGAGAAAAGCCGGUCACAUUAGAAAACGUGUUUACAGUGGUAAACUCGACUUUACUAUAGUAAAAAAAGCCCAAGUGUGACCACAGCCAUUGUCGUUACGUUUGACGGUUGCUUGGUAGAUAACUGAUGAUUGAAGACAGUUUCCGUUAAGAGGGCAUGAGUUUUUUUGUCGGCAGUUACAUGAUUUGUUGUCAACAGAGUUAUCUGUGGAUUUAUCUGUGUGUUUGGAUGCAUUCAGGAUACGCUUGUUGUGGUUGUCUAUAAUUUGUUUAGUGUUAUUCAUGCAACUGUAACUGAUCUUGAUGGUAUUGCGGUUGAAGAUUUUUCUGAGUUUGUUCUCUUUAGGGAAGUGUUUGUCUACUAGGGUGAGGAAUCUGUGACCGAUGUUGGUGUUGACGUUUUUGCUGAAUGGGGGGUUGUACCAGAGGAUGUUGGUGCGUUGUCUGUUUCUCCGUUUAGCAGUUGUAGUCGGUUCGUAGUGUAGAGUGUAGUGGUAUCCGCUUUCGUCGAGUGCUUUUUGGUACGGGGGGGUGGAUGGGUCGAAUGAUGCUUUGUCCGAGGAAAGGGAUGAUAGCCGUGUGUUGAUGCCGGCGGGUAUGUUCUUUGUGGUGAUCGGUGGGUGGUUGCUCUCGCGACGGACGUACUGUAGCGUGGUGUCAGGCUUUGUGAAGGGCCGGUAGGUGCUGUUGUUAAGGUUAAAGGUGACGUCUAGGAAGUUAAUGAUCUGUUUAUUGGCUUCAAUUGUGAUGCGUAGUCCAUUUUGGUUAAAGACUAUGUAUAUAUGUAUAUAUAUAUAUAUAUAUAUAUAUAUACAUUAAGGUUAUUUGAAACUGUUGAAAGGGUUGCUAAGUAACAGAAACAUUAUAUAAGAGGAAUUAGCUGUCGUUAUAAAAAUGUUUUUGUUACCUAGCAACCCUUUCAACAGUUUCAUAUAACCUUAAUGUAACGCAUCUACCAUAGCAACCAUUUAAAUUUUCGCAUUUAACUGCCAGCAUUCCAAUUCCAACAGUUCAGUCGUCAAAAUUGCCUGAUGAGUGUGGUCCUUGCAUCAUACGAAACAGUUCUGUAGCAAUAAAACGAUGAUUACUCGUGAAACCUGAACUUCUGUGAAGUUAUAUAUAUAUAUAUAUAUAUAAUUAAAAUACUCAACUAUGAUGUUAAAGAUAAACAAUCUGACUAUAAACAGAAAGUCUCAUUUAUGCCUGACAGGUGUUUUAGGAUGCUUGUAUGCGGUCCUUCAGGUUCAGGCAAAACUAAUCUUUUUUUGGAUAUGAUCUAUAGAUUGCUGUAUUAUGACAAGAUAUUCUUGUAUGCUAAAACUCUGCAACAGGACUUGAGCAAGUAUCAGCAUUUAAUCGACUUAUUCGGACCUAUUAAUGAAGAAGCUGGUUAUCCUAUUAUUGAAGCUAGCAAUAAUAAAAUAAUUCCGCUGGAUAAGAUGCCAUUUGACAAUCAAAAGUUAGUCAUUUUUGAUGUUUAGCUCAAUACAGGGACAAAGAAUGAUGCUGAGAUCUCAACUACUUUACUAAUUCAAGAAAUAAAAACUGCAGCUGUAUCUAUCUGAGUCAGUCCCCUUAUAACACCGAUAAAACGCUGAAUUCGAUUAAACUGCACACAUCAUUGUAUCUUUGAGUUUCCUUUUAGCAAUGAGCAGAAUAAGAUAUGCAGAGUGUUUGGAAUCAGCAAAUCUCACUAUCAGAGAGCCACACAAGAACCAUAUGAUUUUAUUUAUGUUGAUAAGCCCAAAAAACGUGUUGCGAAGAAUUUUAAUGAAAAGAUAUAAUCUUAUAUACAUACAGUGAAACCUGUAUUAAGCGGACACCCUCGGGGAAUGCUGUAGUGUCCGCUUAAUACAGGUUUCGAUAGAUAACGCCAUAUGAGGUGUCAAAUGCCAUUCAAAUGAACGGUGGAAACGUUUAGAAUACCUUCCAGAGACUAUGAAGAUAUACGAUUGCAUUAAUUUCUUUAUUAAAGUGGGCCAGUUGAUCAUAGUACCAUGAACAAAGAUUGCACUCAAUUUUGAAGAAAUCAGAUGAGUGAUACAAGUUCUAUAUACAAACAAAACGAAAUAGAAAAACAAUACUGUAGUGUGAAACAACAAAUAAGUUCGUCAAGUCACGUUUUUUAAAAAUGUAAAAAUCAAAAAAUUGUGGGUGGCAAUCUUUCGCAUUUCCGGUGUCUGGCAAGUUGGGUGGUGGAAUUUAAUGCCAAGUGUCCGUUUGGCAACAAGAGAAAUGACCAUCUCAGGUACUUUUUAGGUGUCUGCGUCCGCUUAAUAGAGGUGUCCGCUUAAUUAAUAAAGGUUUCAUUUCAAGUAAAUAAGGUAAAUAAAUUUGGGGACUUCGACUACUGUCCGCUUAAUAGAGGGUGUCCGCUUAAUACAGGUUUCACUGUAUACCGUAAACUGCCGCUUAUGGUUAUAGGCCCACCUACAUGCAAACAAAAAAAUACAUCCGAUUAUAAGCCCAUCCGGAUAUAAGCCCCAGUUACAGUUUUGAUUUUGUUUUGUAAUUUAACUGAAUUCGAUUUAUUGCUGCCUUUUUAAGGCUUCAAUUGUAAGAGUAAUAAAUUUAAAUCAUACGUUGAUCAACAGUGCCGUUGCUCAUUUCGAAACGUUUUUUUUUUUCGUCCGCUUAUAAGCCCUUCCGGAUAUAAGCCCCUGGCUUAUACGCGGCAGUUAACGGUAUAUGAGUUAUUCAAAUGGAUUAUUCAACUUUAAAAGUCAAACUUCCGGCCAAGGUGAAAGAGGCAGGCCUGGAGAAGGGUUUAAUCUCACAUCAGAUGGAAACUUAUGACAUGGUAAAUAAAAAACUGAAAAAUGUUGGUGAAGGUACUGCUUCCAGCGAUGCAAUAACGAAACAUCAACUUGAUACAGCAAUGAUUGAUAAACAUGAUAAUAAUCAAAAUAUUGAUCUUGAGAAUACUUACAACGUCAUAAAUAGUAAAAAGAGAACCAAAACACAAUUAGACAGGAACAAACCAUCAAUUGUUAGUUAUGAUGAAGUUAGAGAUAAUUUUUUAUCAAGAAGAGAGGCUCUUGCAAUGGAUUCAUUUAUAAAUAUGGAUGGACAUACAAUUCAGCAUCUGCCACUACCAGUAAUCAGUCAUCAAGUGACCAACAAGCAGUAUGUUGAUAGUGCAUUAUCAGUGCUACUCAGUUUGAAAAUGUUGCAAGACAAGUUCUUUACAAGCUAAUGAAACAGACCUUGAUGAUUAUUUGAAAAAAGAUGGUAGUUCUAAUAUGACUGGAAGUUUACAUCGUAAUAAAAUCAUUAACCUAGCCAAUCCAUCUGAUAAUGCAGAUGCCGCAAAUAAAGCUUAUGUUGAUCCCGGCUUUUUAAAACUGUCGUGGUGGUAAUAUAACAGGUCCAGUAAACAAAGACCCUCAAUCAUUUACUCAUUGCAAGGGCUUGCUAAAUUAUGCAGAAAUGCAAUUUUGGUUUCUUGAGAAAAAUAACCCAUAUGUUGGGAGAAGAUUUAAUAUGGUCAAUCAUAAGAUAAUCAAUCUAGCCGACCCAACAGAUUAUAAAGACGCUGUUAACAAGCAGUUUUUGGAACAAGAGGUCCCAAAAUCGCAUAUUAAACCAAAUCAUUACAACAAUGUAUUUAAAUACUUGAUGGCUAAUAAAUUAGAAUGGACUGAUCUUUUAGUAGAUAGUUUUUUUCAUUUCUAAAAUUGAUAAUUUAUGUCCUCAUUAGGGCAACUAUCAUCAAUAUAAUCAUAAAGAUCUAUUCACAACCAGGAUCAAAAAGGUGGAUACACAUAUGAGAUAGGGAUACAAUGUUUUCCACUUGUCAUAAAUAGAGAUUACGCUCUUUGUAUUGAAAUAUUGAAUUCAGAUCACCAAUUAUGGCAUAAAUCAAUUGCUACAAUUGAUAAAACUAAAUCACAAGGGUUAACAAUUGAUGGUGCCGCGAUACAAAACUUUUCUCAUAGAUAUACAAAUAAUAGUGGGAGUGUUGAAUACAUGUAUUAUAUCAAAAUAAUUGUAAAUUUCAAAAAACUGCACCGGAUCCGCUUUAUAGCGUACAUCGUUAUGUUGAUAUAAAGCAAAAUGGUGAUGAUCUUAAUACGUAUCCAGCAAAUUGGAUAAACAACUGGAUUAUUGCUUAUGGUGUUUUUAGAAAAAAACAUCAUCAAUUGACCCUCCCCCCCCCCCAAAAAAAAAAAAACACAACAACAACAACAAAAAAACAAAAACAAAAACAAAAAAACCCUAUGAUUAUCGUACAGCCUUUGAUAUCAAACCAACAAAAGUUAUUAUUUCCGGCAUUCUUUUGGAUGAAUCAAACGUUAAUAGUGCUGCCACUGUCGAAUAUGUGACGUCACACAGGCAAGCGGAGUGGGUCAAGAAACGUAAGUUGAAAACAACAAUAAGAGUCACCUUCCCCCCACCCUGUUUAAGAUCGAAGAAAAUGGUAAACUACCUUUUCUAGACCGCUUGGUCACUCGCCACAACAACAGACUACGAACGACAUUUUCAUAAAACCGACACAUACCGACCGAUUACUAGACCAGUCAUCGUACAACCCGACCUCUCACAAGGCUACAACUACACGAACUUUGACAAGACAAGCGCAGCUAGUUUGUGAAUCGCCUGACAGCCUACAAGACGAGACUGACUACAUUAAAACAACGAAACGCGCCAAUGACAUCACGAGUCUUUAUAGCCAAUAACAUCACGGCUUAACUAACAGACGACUAGUAACAUCGCGACUUCAUUGACCAAUCAGGUCAAUAACCAGGGUUUAUCACCAUCAACUGAAGUGAUCCAGCUCACUUUGACUCUCAAGAUGACUACUGCACUGGUUGUCGAAACGUCAGUCACUGUCAACAACAAAGGACCUAUUCAGGACUACGUUCACCUGGACGAAAACUAAACAUACUUAUGAAAUGACUCCUGGGUUCAAACCUUUCACAUUUGUGUUUUUAUUCAUUCAAAAUAAUUCCUAGUUUAAAAACAAGCUAAAACAUGCCUACCUUCAACAAUGUUAAAUUCAUCUUCGAUAUUGCAUGUUUAUCGGCAAGUUUAGGAGAUAAAAGGGUUGUUCAAUUCUGCAAAUGUUCUCCAAAUAGCCUAUAGAUAGCCUAUUUCUUUUACGUGAAACGAGUGAAAUGCUACAGCAUCUGGUACUCACUACCAAAACAACUCAACCUGAUCCUUAGGUCUUUUCCUUGAACUGUUCAGUUCUCUGGCAAUUAUGCUGUACAAUUGACAUUAUUAUUCACAUAUCGCAAAAUUCUUCCAAGUAGUCAACGGUAGCUGGUUAUGAAAAAUUAUGCGUGGGAUUUUAGCCAAUAAGAAACAGAGAAAUAUUUUGAACGAAUAAUUGCUGGCGAGCCUUAUGCGAGCCAACAAACGAUCUUCUACAAUGGCGGGAAAAAGCCGAAAUAUGUUGGAUGUAGGAUCAGAAGCAUGCGCAGUCAAUCGGUUUUUUUAUUAUCCGGGGUAUUUACUCUAGUGAGAUGACAUCACGUAAAACUGAACGCACAUGGACGAGAUCGAGAGAUUUCGAGUAAAUUUUGAGAGAGCGAGUUGGUUAUAAACGAGGUGAGCCUUUAGUAAUUACUUUUCUUUACUUUUUAGAUAUCUUUAUUUGCUUGUGGAAGUAUUCCUCAAGGUCUCGAUCCACAGCGUUUUAGUGAUGAAUUCGACGAGGAAGAGAAGAGAUUUAUAUGUGUUUGGCUGCUCUAUUUGCCGAUUUUCGAAUAAAUGGAGGUGCGAAGAUAUCGAUGAAAUUCUCCUUCAUUGAGAUAAUUUUUCUUCUGUGUAUUCAGCAGGCGUGGUGUGCCAGGCAAGAAUUCUUCUGUUCGGAAUAAACUGCUCUUCUUCUAGAGCGAUUUCGGUACCACAUGUAAUUAAUCAAAGAGUAUUCUUCACCCGUUGAGGCGUUAAAUUUGAUCCUUGUGUCAAAAUCCCUGCCCGUUUAAGUAAAUAAUUCAGCUGAUACUGUCCUUGAGUCACAUUUGUUCGUUGAGGUGAAAGAAAAGCUUGAAACCAUAUGGAUUCAAAAAGUGAAUCGCCCUUUGAAACUAACCCCUAGCUAAAGGCUACCGUCGGGUCCAAUAGUUUUUAAUCCUUUAAGUCAAAAGAAAACCCCUCGAGCACCACAUUAAGCUCGUAAAAACCCAUGCGUCGAUAUCUUAAUUGCACCUCCAUUCGCAAAUCGGCAAAAAUUGUUGACAUAAUAGAUCAGCAUAACACUGUCGCCCACGGGAAGCCCAGACGUAGUCGGUGACAUUAACAAUACCUAACUGUACCUAACUCUCAGUAACUGAGAGGAUUGAUCGGAACUGUAGUCGACGAUCUUCCAUUUCAGAGGAGUUCAAAAAAGGAAAUAUUUCAAAUAAAUUUAUCUUUACCAUUAUGUCUUAGUGUAUUUACUUGUCCUGGGUAAUUUACGACUGGAACUGGCAUUUUGGGGAGUUUUGCAUUUGUAGGUACUCAGGUUCCACUACCUACGAGUGCAAAACGCACCAAAAUGCCAAUUAAGCCGGCCAGGACUAACAAGGAGACGUUCAAUUAAAGGUGUGUAAGAUUUGUUUGUAAUAUUCUGACCUCUACGCUAUUUUUUUUUUCGAUAUUACCAUUAAUUUAAAGUAUUUUUUAAAUGUAGAGGCUCGUAUAAGAGCUACUAAGGGUGUCGGAUUCGAAGAGAAACAGAAGAAAUUCCAGUCGUAAAUUACCCAGGACAAGUAAAUACACAAAGACAUAACGGUAAAGAUAUAUUUAUUUGAAAUAUUUCAUUUUUUAACUCCUUUUAAAUCGAGUAUCGCCGACUACGUACAGUUCCGAUCAAUCCUCUCAGUUAGUGAUCUAUAUAGGGUAUUGUUAAUGUACGCCACACUUUACUUAUGGGCUGCCUGUAGUCUGCCUCGGGACUCAUCACUUAAACAGUUCGUGAUCUCGAUGAAAUUAUUUCCAUGGGCAAAUAAAGACAUCUAAAAAAUAGAAACAAGUAAUUACUAAAAACUCAGGCCUCAUUUAGCAUCUGCUUUCACACUGGAAAUUUACUCGAAGGGCUUUUCCCAGGCGGUGUGUGCUCUGGGAUUGCAAUGCAUUGUGGAUGUAGAAUUUUCAAGACGGCGGCGAAGGUCGAGAAAUUUCCCAGUUUAUAUGCUUUAUUUUUCCAUUGAAAUAUUUCUUUUCUGAAAAGGGUUUCCACAAUUCCAUAAAUUUAAACUUAUUUAGACUUUCUCGGCGAUAAAAAAAAUCGAUAUUCCAUCCUCACUACAAUCUAAAACACGGAGCACGAAGAUUCAUCCUCUACGAGCAUGAAAUGUGAACCCGUCGUUUGGAGAGCUAUAAUUUCUAUCGUGGUGCCCAUUGACAACAGAAAGUAGUCUUAAGUGUUUUUACAAAGGUUGUUCUACGCCAAGGUAUGAACGCUCCCUAACAAUCCCCACAUUUUGUAAUAGUUUUUUCAAAUUAAAACCGACAUGUUAUCACAAGAAAAUAUGGCCUCCCAACAGACGUGACAUGUCACUGGAAAUGUCACUCUUGUAAUUACAAGUUAAUUACAAAAUAUUUCAUAUUGGUUAUAUACAACGGCAUGUAACCAGUGGACGAUUGCACAUAACAAAUGUCAGAUUUAUGAAAAAAUAUAUGAAUGAAAAAUGGCCUAUUGUUGUUGUAACCUUUUGAAGUCUGAUUGAUAAUAAAUGAAGUACACCAAUUAAAAUGAGAAUAUGAUGCGUGUGAAGCCUCUGAGAGUACAAUGAAAGCACAUGAAACAACUUCCACUUAGUCGCAGCCAUCAGGCCAAUGGAGCGUUGCUUAUCAGAAACACAAGAGAGGAAGACUCAGGAAACUACAUAUGUGCUGCAACAAGUGCAGCAGUGUCCAUUGUAGAAAACCGCUAAAGUAAAGCAAAACAGGCGGCUCGUGAUGUCGCUUCACUAGCUUUAUAACCACGCUGUAGGUACUGCAAUCUUGCUUCAAUAUGCGCCGUUUAUUCCAUAUUUUUACUCUGUUUGUAGUUUUGUUGUCCAAUUUUGACGUCUGAACCUAGAUUCUGCCGUUUUUCAUUGAAUUUUGCCUCACUAGUUUUGUACUUAUCAGAAAAAGUUGUUGUCAAUGAUUGCCGAUUUAGCUUUCAAUCUUGAGUAAACAACAAGAAACGAUCACUUUUCCAGCAGUCGGUUAUAGACGUUUUCAUUUCGAAUUUUUUGUUUAUAUAUAUACUUGUCACUCACAUCGCCUUCUUAUAUUUGAAGUCAAUUCAAAAUCUUAAGAAAGGUAUGUGUAAUUAGCUCUUUUUAUAAAGCCUUUGUGCAGUUUUCAUCCCGCUUGAUUGAACUAAUCUUUAUAAAGUAAUUAUUCAGCCGAAGAAAAUCUUUGCUGUAUUUUUUUUUGCGUGGCGUUUAAUAUCAAGCUCGUCAAUCUUUUUACCCUUAUUUGACACUCAGAUUAUGAAUUGUCUACCAAGACACAAAAACAUUUCUUUAUUCAAAAAGAGAGCUUACAUGUGAUAAAAUAAAUGUAGUGAGCCAAAAAUCAUGUUGUAAUCAGUGGUGAUGUUUUGUUUUGGUUUGCAAUCGACAGCGCGCUUCAUUAACUGGAACGCUUCCGACUUCAGCACAUAGUUGGAGGCUGAAGUAAAAUUUUCCUGAAACUUUUAAAUCUCAGUAUAGUAGGAAACAAAUAAAAAUGUUAUUCACCGGCAGAGGUGGGUCUGUAUUGGGAGAAAAGUACCAAUCCAGACCUCCCAGCCGGUGAAUAACAUAAUUUAUAUUUAAAUUAUUGUGUAUAUAAUGUAUGUAUAAUGUAUUUAAGCAUUUGGGCGGCAAAAACAUGUUGGUCAAGUGAUGUGUUGGAUAAACGCAUCCCAUUUAGCGUAACACCGAGGGAAAGUUGCGAAGGUAAAACUUAACACAGUUAUACCACAUGUUAAAUUUAGCCGUCGAAAAUGAGUAAUACGACUCAAGUUUUUGUUAUUGUGAAAUGCUAUUCCUCAUUUUUGAAUUAUUUCAGUUCGACGAUUCUCGGUAUUUCCCUGAUAGUAUCUUAAAUAGUUGCUUUGUUGGUGGGAGGUGUCCAAAUUUCUCCGAGCGGCUCUGUUUUCAAACUCGAGGAAGUUGAUGUUACCGAAUUUCAAGUUAAAAAUUAGGCCAUUGAGACUCUGACACUGAAAACCGAUUUUCAAAUUUUUCUCGCUAGUAAGAGGUUUUUGGUAGAAACAAUUUACACCACGUUUCUUAACUAACUAAAAACUACAUAUGGACAAAAAUGAAAGAAUCGAUUUUUCAACUCUUGCUACGAAAUCAAGAUUUUGCUCGAUUUUACCUUCCGUCGCUCUUAAUAAUUGUUGUACUGAGGGAAAUAAACCAAUUAAAAAUGGUUUCCCCACCCAGUGUUCACGUGUGCUAAGGAAAGUAUAACACUCAACGAGCAAUCAACAUUCAUGUGUUACAGUGCAUUGUUACUCUCGGAUAUCAUAGCUAGAUUUUUUGUUUAACAUGCAGGGGCACCCAGCGGGAAAUUUUGAGAAAAAGACCUAAAAACAACAACAAAGCGUGAAUAAAGUUUUCUGAGACUAUUUUAAGCAUUUUGGGAGAUUGCUGGAAAAAAAUUAUCUGUUCCUCACUCCCAGCAAGACUGAUGGAAGAGUUCCCAGCCAGCAACCUUACAACCUGCAACCUGACUUACUGGGAAGUUUCAUAGGGCACAAUUCAGAUCUUGAGUGGUAAGCAAUCCAUACAAGUAACCCGUAGCAGCUAUUCUAGUCUUCAAAUCCCCUCUGACACCCUGAAUUAUCUUUUUCCCAGCAACACUUUCCUUCCAAGGACUAUUAUUCCUUCCACAUCUCCCAGCCAGCAAAAAUUUGCAUGAAGAACAGAUAUUUUGAGGAACAGAUCCAUUGGGUGCCCCUGAACAUGUACAUGUACAUUGAAGAAACCAAUAAGAGCUAAAGUAACAUCAUUCAAACUGUGUGUACUAGAAGGUUAUGACGAGAGUACUUGUUCGUAAGUAACGUCACCUAGUAUUAUAAAAUCUGAUUCGUUUCUAUUACAUUACUUCAUUAGUUCGUUUGGCAAAUGGAGGUGUUUCGUAUGGCCGUGUUGAAGUAUACUACAGUGGAGCCUGGGGCACCGUGUGCGAUGAUCACUGGGAUAUCAAGGACGCAAUUGUUGUUUGUCGUGAGCUGGGUUUCUCUAGAGCAACGUCUGCUCCACACGGUGCAAGAUAUGGUGAAGGUACUGGCAAUAUUUGGAUGGAUGAUGUCAAAUGUAGGGGAGGAGAAGCUUCACUGUUCAACUGUGAACAUAGAAGAGUAACAGGCAAUAGUGGUUGUAGGCACAGUGAGGAUGCAGGUGUCCGUUGUGCGUAAAUCAAAAGCAAGGAUUCUUUUUCACAAAUGCUGAUUGGUAGUUUUUUAAAUCAAGUUUAGGUUUAGGCCUUUUUCUCCUUCUAUCCGAAACUUCACUGGAAACUAUGUGGAAACGCAUAUUCCCGUCAAUUAAAGGAUGUUAUUUGCGCCGACACCUUACAUAUGGACACAAGGUCAGUACGUACUUGAUGGCGCCGACGCUGCUUGCAUCCUUGAACUGACCAGAAAAACUAUUUUCAAACGGUUUUAAUUUCGACAGUGGCAUUGAAGGGAAAUUUUAAUAAGAGAAAAAGCUCCUAUCAAGAACAAACGAAUCCUUCCUCUUAUCUCCCCACCGCCAAAAAUAAAUAAAUGAAUGAAUAAAUAAAUAAAUGAGUUUAAAUACCUGGGUGUCAUCUUUGAUGAACACUUCAGCUGGAGCGAACAUGUUAGCAGUUGUUUCUAAAACUGGUAGGCAGGUCGGUCUGUUAGGACGUGUGCGCCGUUAUGUCACUUCACAUAGUGCCAAUUCCAUUUUCACAUCAACGCAAUGAUUAGACCGACAUUAGAAUACUGUGCUGGGGUCUGGGCGUGUUGUGGGGAAGUAAACAGUGGAAUUCUGGAAGCUCUGCAGAAGCGAGUAGGAAUAAUUUUAAUAAAGACAUCUAGUAGUGUCAAUGCGAUUGAAGCUUUGAAGUGGCCAAGUCUUAGGUCCAAGCGCGAUGAACAUAUUCUAAUACUUGUGAGCAAAUGUGUACAUGGUCGGUGCCGUCAGUAUUUUAAGAACUAUUUCUAUCUUAUUUAGACUCCUUUAUUCAAAAAGUAAUUACUCAGGGUAGUCCAUUCAGGUAGCUUACAAAGCAUCCCUGCUAUCCAGGCUGCCCGCUAUCAAUAGAAGCCCUGAGUUCACUAACUAGACUAUAUAUAAACAUAAUUAAAUUGGACAAUGGCAACAUAACAUAUAAAGUAAAAGCAAGAUCUCCCAAAAUUAUGUACGGUGAAAUCUGUAUUAGGCGGAAACCCUCGGGGAAUGCUGUAGUGUCCGCUUAAUACAGGGUGUCCGCCUAAAACAAGUUUCGAUAUAUAACGUCAUAUGAGGUGUCAAAUGCCAUUCAAAUGAACGGUGGAAACGUUUAGAAUACCUCCCAGAGACUAUGACCAUAUACGUUUGCAUUAAUUUCUUUAUUAAAGUGGACCAGCUGAUCAUAGAACCAUGAACAAAGAUUGCAACUCAAAUUUGAAGAAAUCAGACGAGUGAAACAAGCUCUACACAAACAAAACGAAAUAGAAAAACAAUAGCGUACUGUGAAACUACAAAUCACGUUUUUUUUAAAAAGUAAAAAUCGAAAAAUUUGUGGGUGGCAAUCUUUCGCAUUUCCGGUGUCCGGCAUGUUGGGUGGUGCAAUUUAAUUACAAGGUUGUCAGCAAUAGAAAUGACCAUUUCGUGUACUUUUUAGGCGUCCGCGUCCGCUUAAUAGAGGUGUCCGCUUAAUAAAGGUUUCAUCUAAAGUAAAUAAGGGAAAUAAAUUUGGGAACUUCCACUACUGUCCGCUUAAUGGAGGGUGUCCGCUUAAUACAGGUUUCACUGUACAUUUACCAUAAUUAUUCAAAACCAUAUUUCCAUGGUAAUAAAGAGAUCUCCUUGCCACUUCUGUUCUUAUAGCAGGCAAAUGCUCUGAGAGAUUGCUCUGGAGGGUUGAAUGAUCAUAAAUUUCCUUGUUAAAAUAAAAAUAGCCAAUAAGCAAUGAAGACUGAGCAGUCUAUGAGUUCUGUUUCUUGGCUACCCUCAAAAAAAGAAGUGUGGGAAGUCUGAAACGCUGUAUGUGUAUUUAGCAGGAAAGUAAUGUAAUUGGGGACCCUGUUUUAACGUCUCCUACCGUAGACGGGACCGCCAUUUUUUUACGUGGAAUUUUAGGUGUGAAAAGAACUUAUUUUAUGCGCUUCUCAUCCUCCCCCCACCCCAACCACCAUGAAGGAAGUUUUAACAGAAAGCAAAUUUCAUUAAGAAUAGUGUUAGCCCAAGGGCAAUGAUGUUAUUUCAGCCGAGGCAGACGGCGAAUAGUUGUUAAUGAUAUCCCGUGCAGUAUUCCUGCUGGCAAACCAAAUUAAGGUGAAAUAUUUUUCUUAACACCCAUGAACAAACUCGGUAAUUGAAUGCAUUGAAAAAUCCUUCAUCAAAUUCUUUAAGUGUAAUUGUCAGAAUUAAAGAUUGUAAUCAACUUUUAAAGGAUUUUUUGAUGGGCAUCUAUGGUGUACUGAAUGUGUGAAUGUAUGUGAUUUGGGGAGGGGGGGGGGGGGGGGGGGUUGAAAAAGUGUUAUAAUUUUAAGAGUUGUUUCACUGAUUUCUGACUUUUAUCCGUGAGCUUAACCCUACUCAGACCGUGCUUUUGUUUUUGCUUCCUGCGACCGGAGGAACCUCAGAGGCCCCCUCCCACUAGAACUUCGAAAACCGCUCAUCCUACGGCCACCAAAACUACACACGAUAAAGUUACAGUCUAACCUCUCUUUACGGACACCUCCAUAAUACCGACUGAUCUCUCUAUUACGGACAGUUGGUUUGGUCCCAGAAAUGCCAAAGAUCAUAGAUUGCCUACCUCUAUAAUACGGACACCUCUGUAAAGCGGUCAAUUGGUUCUGUCCCUUUGGUGUUUGUAUUAAAGAGCUUUAACUGUAUCAUCAUUUCCAACGUCUGGACAUAACUUGAUUGACACAAUGACAUAAUUUGACAUCAUCAUGACGUCAUAUCAUUGAAUUUAUAAAGCGAACUUAAAUAGCAAGGUUUCUGAUAAACUCAAGGAAGUUGGCUAACAGAUAAGUGAUCUUCAAUAGCAGUGAUGUCAUGAUGACGUCAUUUUAUUACUAAAAAAGGAACUGGAAACUUCCGCCAUCUUGAGUUAUUUAAAUAUGACUGGAUUUUUGAAAACCGGGGUAGCAAAGAAAAAAACAUCAACUUGUUCUACUACUUGUCAAUUUAAAACAAUAAAAAAUCAUUCAAAGUGCCAAUUAAAAGCCUUUAUCUGACGCCAGGCAUUAAGUUUAUGGUCCCUAUGGGCAUAUCAAUGAGUCCAAAUCAUCGCGCAGAAUUGGCCACUCCAGAAAAUACCAUAACAUACCAUAAUGCUUUUUGAUUGUCACCCCAAAGUUUUGCACAGGCAUUGUCUUCAGUUUCUCUUGGGAGUUAAAAUGGCCCCAAGAGAAACUGAAAACAAUGCUUAUGCAAAAUUUUGGGGUGUCAAACAAAGAACAUUAUGGUAUGUUAUGGUAUUUCUGGAGUGGUCAAUGGAGGGACAUCAUAAAAGGCGAGGCGGCAAAUUUGAAUGUUAUUUAGCUAAGAAAAGCUCACAAUAAGAGAAGAAAGGGCUAAAAUUGGCCAGGUAGCGCUGAUAAAACUUGCUUUCCUGCUUUCCAAGAGCCAAAUUCUAAAAACCUACGCGCGGCUUUUUGAACAAUCUUGUACCUGCAAUGUGAGACUAAAACAAAGAAGAUUGAACAAGGGUAAGCAUUAUCCCUUUGACCUUGAAAAUAAAGUACAAAGUCCUCUUUAGUAUGGAGUCCAUUUUCGAAAGAGAUUUUCUGAAAAUUUACAGAGCUAUCAAGAAACCUACACGCGGCAAAUUAAAGAUGGGCCUUUUCUCGAACAGAGUCCGUUUUAAUUUUGAAAAUCGGUUGAGUAGACAACUAUCCAUUUCACUUUGAAAACUUCUGGUAAGAGUUGUGUUUGAAAAUGGCGAGUCUGGAGCAAGCAAGCUAUUGUCCUCGCACGUGCACGGGCUGAGAUAAAUGGAAACUUCAUCUUUCCUUUUGUUUUUACUUUUGAACAAACACAAUUCCCGCAAAAUAAAGCAAUAUUAUUAACGUUCACCUUGAAAUAUGCGCAUAUGCGCGAAUUUGCGAAACAAAAGAGCUGAGGGAAGAAAACAAUAGCGUGCCACUUGCAUUGUUUAGUUUGUCACCGUCAUCAUAUCAAGGAGCAUCGUCGUGCAUUCUUGGCAGCCAAUGGUUGAAGCGCUUUCAAAGCGUCUAACCAUGAUUGCGCAUGAUGUGACAGAUCUACGAACUUUAGUGAAGUGGGAGUAAAUGUCCCGAGAACAAUAGACAUUCUGCACAAUUGUAAUUUUUUGUGCUUAACGUAUAAACAAAUAAGCACUUUGCAUCAUUUCAUUCACCAACUUUACUUUUAUUGUUGAAAGAAGUUGAAAAACGUGCAUUUUCACUCAAAAAUAGCCUGUUUACAGACCCUCUAUUUUCUCUUCAAAGUCCGUCUAGCGCGGGUGAUAAAAUAUAAACCGCAGGGGAUUUAUUGACCGCCAGCGCAAGGGGGUAGUGGUGGGGGAAGAAGAAAAUAGACGGUCUGUAGACAUCUUUGGGAGCAACUGAAACUUGCUUUUCGCAGGAAAAGCAAAUUACCAUUGGCUGAACAGUGAUUAUCCUGUCAUCACUUAAUAUGUCAGCGACUCAUCACGCUCGUGUCACGCGAGUAGAAGCGUUUGUCAUUGCCUGGACGCGUUAAACGCGACACUUACUGUCGUAAUUUGCAUAAAAAAAAUAACAUCGAUUGAAAGAGCCGCCGACUUCUGAACUUGGGAUGGAGUCAUACCAUAAGCUUGUGUUGAGCAUGUUGACCAUAAUUACCUUUUGUAUCGGAGUGUAGUCUAUGACGACUGUUUGGAACAAUUUUCAAGCAAAUACGUGCUCAAAGAAGAGCAGCGCCAGGCUGUUUUGGGUUUACUGGAGCAAAAGGAUGUUGUGGGGGUCCGGGGUGGAUACUCCUGAGAUUUCUUGGCGGAGGUGUGCCGCCCGGUUCUCCAAAUCCUGACCCUAUUUCAGACCAAAAAAUGUCAUUUUCUACACCCGUUUUCAGACCUGGCCUGUAGGCAGAAAUUAUGUCACCAUUACUUAGAUUAGAGCGCAAACAGAAAAAUUAUUCAAAUCCAUUGAGAAAUCGCAUAUUUCUCUUUCUUACUUACUCAUUUGGAAGUGAAACGAUAAAUACGUUGAUACACUCCCGUAGUUCCCUCGAAAACCAAACCCGAUUCCAGACCAAAAAUGGGCAAAAUCUACACCCGUUUUCAGACCAAAAAGGCGCAAAAACCCUACCCGACGGGGUGGCACAUCCCUAUGUAGCUUAAUAUAUAAGGAAGUACCUCCCUUGGGUGUGGCAGUUCUUCCAAGGGGUUUUGCGAAAAGUAUAACUAGCAGUUGUUCGCCGCAGUGAAACUCAAACGAAGAGAAAAGAACGUGGAAUUAUAGUUGCGUCACUAUUACGAAGUAUUAUCAACUAUCAAGGUGAAGCAAUGAGAGAAGCUGGCAUUUCAGUCAUUGCAUUACCUUGCCGCGGAACCAUGAGGAGAUGCGAACAUUCUGUUUUUUAAAAACCGAAAGCUAUCAUCGUCGUGCUCGCUUUCUUGAAAGCUGGCUUUAAAAAACCGAAAUCCAGCUCGGGUGCUUCUGACCCGAUUACUGCAAGGCGAACAAACCCUACUUAACUAACAUUCUGUUUGCGAAACGGUAAAACCAAGAUCUCUUAAAUCGUCCGCCACACUUCGUUUUGUAUCACCUUGACGAAUACUCUCAAAAAAGAAAUUAUCUGUAGCUUUACGGGAACGGGAUGAUUGCCCAAUACUAUUCACCUAUACAAAGCAUCCACAUAUCCUACAAUAUUAAAGUUACAUUAUCGCAAAAACUUCUUGCUGACAAUGAAGAAAUGAUUUUUUUGUGCGAAAACAACCUGCCCAAGGAUCUUAAAAGCAAAAGAUCAGUUGCAGUGAGCUUCGUAGCUAAACCAUGAUUCACCAUGUAGCUAUUUUCCUCGCUUUAAUAACUCAUUGAAUAACUGGUCCAAGUGAGGGUCUACUAAGCCAAUCGUUAGAAAAUACAGAAAACUGCACAUAACGGUUUUUGUUUUGCUCGCCCCAGACAAAUCAAAUUCCAGCCGUUGUUACGGGCGGAGUCAAUUGUUUUGAAAUCACUGCCGGCAGCACAGGCCGCCCAGACGUAGUACGUGUCAAAUGAAGUCUCAAAUGAAUGUAUUAGUAGUAUAGGGCGCACCGGUUACUCCGGUUUUUUGGGGUGGAUUCUCAUUAAGGUGGGGAGGAAUAAAUUAACGUCGCUGACCUCAUAGGCUAUUGUAUUGAUCUCAUGAAUAAAAUGUGGUGGAUUUAAUUAAGUAUACUGGUUUGACCGGUUGGUCAGGUUCCAGUUUUAGCCUGGUUGAUAUAACUGGUUUAUUUUUGUUUUAUGACAUAGCCUAUUGUCUUGAACUCAUGAAUAAAAUGCGGUGGAAUAAAUUAGCGUCUAUGUCGUAAUAACCUAUUGUCUUGAUCUCAUGAAUAAAAUGCGCAGGAAUCUCAUUAAGAUAAGGUCGUGUGUUAUUUUUAUUUGGUUUAGGUUUUCUAGUUACUUUAAUGUCGAUAGACGUCUUCCUUUUCGAUUGGUUAGUUAGAAAAUAAGAAACGUUUUCAUUGGUUAAUUCAUAGUGUCUGAGGAGUAAAGUCAAACUUGUCUGUGACUUAAAAUCACUGAGACGUAACGUAAUUAUGCACUUCCUAUUUCCUGUUGCUGUGAUUGUCCUUGUUCCGGUUCACUGAUUUUUGGCGGGCAAAUCGUGUAUAUUAAAGAGGGCAAAGGCAAACUAGCUCUUUUUUUACACUGCAAGCAAUGCUUUACUUACCCCUCUCCUUUUCAUUUUUUAUUUUCCUCCUCCUCCACAAUUUCAUUAUUUUCCUUCCUCAAUUUUUUUAUUCCCAUUUUUCCAUCCUCCUCCUCCUCCUCAUUUCUAUUGUUUUCCCUCCACCACCGCCACAUUCCUAUUGUUUUCCCUCCACCACCACCACCGCCACCACAUUUCUAUUGUUUUCCCUCCACCACCACCACCACCGCCACAUUUCCAUUGUUUUCCCUCCACCACCACCACCACCGCCACCACAUUUCUAUUGUUUUCCCUCCACCACCACCACCACCACCGCCACCACAUUUCUAUUGUUUUCCCUCCACCACCACCACCACCACCGCCACCACAUUUCUAUUGUUUUCCCUCCACCACCACCACCACCGCCACCACAUUUCUAUUGUUUUCCCUCCACCACCACCACCACCACCACCACAUUUCUAUUGUUUUCCCUCCACCACCACCACCACCGACACCACAUUUCUAUUGUUUUCCCUCCGGCACCACCACAUUUUUAUUGUUUUCCCUCCACCACCACGAGUUGGCGGCGGCCGUUUUUGGUAAACGAUUACAAGAGCAUCAGGACAUGAGUUUCGUGACCAAACUAAACUCCUGGCGAAGGAAACAUUAUAAAAUUCGGCUAGAUUCCUUCUUGUAUUUAUCUGGAUUCACGGCAAAGAUAAACACGACCGUUUGCUCGUCCAGAUUGUUCUCAAGGGACUUAGAGAGGCACCUUAGUACGAGUUAGAUCCUGUAAAUGCCAUGUUUUUGAACUGUUUGUGUUCGAGCAUAUUUUUGGCAAAUAGCAGAGUUUACUUUCCCUUUUUAUCAACGGACUGCUUAUAGUGGAGUGGUAUACCAAUGAUGCUUGGUUCUGUUUUUCUCGACGUCGCAGUGAUUCGGCAUGAUCGAACAAUUUUGCGCGAUAAUGCAUGCUUCCCUAAGAUCAAAACAAAGACUUGAUGUCUCUUGUUCUAUCAGCAUCUAAAUUAUAACAUCACUAGCGACAGACAAGGCUAAUUGUUAAUGAUUUGAAACAGUCUCGGUCUUUAUCUUCGGUCUAGCGUCUUUUGUAGCUCGUUUGUAAGAUACAACUUCGAUUUAUUUUGUUGAAUAAGACAAUAUGCUGUUGUUGAAUUUUUGUUUGCGCACUAUUUUAUGAAUGGCAUGCGUUUUUACCCCAAAACUACAACCUGAAUACACGAAAGAGCACAUCAAGAAGGAUUCUAACAGGUAUUUUGUCAAAAAACUCUGAACUUAAGCCAAAUUUAAGCUUUAAGCGUUCGAGAUAGUGCAGGAGUUCUCGAUCGAUACGAUCCAGGAUAAACAUGUCAAAAAUCCAAGAUUGCUAACGUAAUUCGUCACCCAUUAUAUUAAUAGGUAAUCAAAUGGUAUACUCGUGAAAUUAGGGAAUAAUUUGACUUGCGUUUUGUCCAAAUCUUAAUAAUUUCCCUCACCUAAUGGCUCGGGAAAUUUUAAGGAUUUGGACAAAACGCGCGUGAAAUUAUUCCCUAAUUUCACUCGUCACCAUUUGAUUGUACAUACUAAUCUUUGUGUAAAAGCAAAAGCGGACACGCAAAAGCCCAAUUCAAGGCCGGGGCGCGACAUUCAUCAUGACAGAAAUGGCCAUUUUCACUAGACGGAUUAUUUGUGUGAGACGAGUUAUCCGUUUGAUGAUUCGCGACAGAUAGGUAAUACUUGUUAAUUUGAAAAUGGAAUAGUUUUAAAUUUGAAUGAACAAUCCGCGUGACUUUAUCCGUCAAUUUCGACGGACAGUUUGAAGACGGGAUUAUCCGUUCCAGAUAGCCUGUGUACAGCCGCCCCCUCCCCUCAGAAAAAAUCAGAGAAGGGGUGUGUGGGGGGAGGGCGCGACUGUACACAGGCUAGUCUCAGACGGAUAAUCCAUUUCCAGCUCUAGUGUGAAAACGGCCAAUGACCAAAUUCCCGUGUCCAGGGUUUUUAUGAUAGCGAAGGACUGUACGGAACGACUGUCUGCCGUUGUCUUGUCCGUAGGCCUCAUUAUUCCGCACGGCUAAUGCGUUUCGGGUCACGUGGUCCUAGCGAGUUCGCGACGGAAAUGCCUUGACCGAGAUUGCGUUGGAAGACGCCGUACAGGGACUAGGCAUGGCAAUGAAAUGUUGUUUAUCGGCAACGUGUUUUACAAACAGUGACAUCUCUGCGUGUUGUUUCACUAGUGUUUCGAGGGCACGACCACCUGAAAAUCGCAAACAUUAAUCCCCAGCAAGAAGCCACACUUUUGCUAUGGAAAAAAAUAGUUCCCCGAGAGAGUGGCGGAAAUGGAGCCUAGGUCUUGGUCGACACCUAAAAGGCGCUUCGCUUAACGUGCGUACGGAGUCACACUAGCCGGGAAAUAAAAGACACAACCAUAAGUGAGUUUAGUAUCUCCGUUAAAAAUAGCAAAUCUAGGGAAAAGUUUCUUUUACGGUUAACUCUUUUUCACUCUAUUAACGGCUAACGGCUACAAUUUUUCAAUUUUUACGGCUAUCGACUAAAUUUUUGGCCGUUUUACGCCUAUCGGUUAACCCCAUUGAGACCUUCACUUAUGUCCAGGAUUGAUCUUUGCUUCGUAAUUUACAAAAUAAACCAUUUUUCGGGAUGACCUUGUGAAAACUGCAAAACUUUAUUUUUUUCUAUUUUCACAACUUGUUCCCUUUGUUAUGUAAAUAACAGCACGUCUUCAAAGCGGCGCUGCGGAUUUUAACCUAGAAAAAAAUGUCGUAAAUUGUGUUCAAAAGCAUUUUGUUGCUAGUGUUCCUGUUCGCUUUUUUUUUCACUGCCGCUCAUUUUCACCUUUCUGGCUACUAGCAUUUCUCAUUUUCUGACCGCCGGUAUAAGAUUACCGUUCUUAUGUGUGAGCAGAAGCCCCAUCCGGUAUGGUUUUGAGUCAGUAAUACUUUCAUUCGUUCUCGCGGAUACCCACCUAUUUAAACGUAGUUAAAAAUGGUAAACUGAAAAAAAACCUGUAAGGUUACAGUUAACUCCUACUAUAUAAUUACUUUGCAAAUUAAACACAAUUUUGUUCAAAAUAUGUUUUAAACUUGCGCUUGUAAAUCAUUAAAUAUUAACGCCCUAUUAAAGUUUAAUUGUUCAUAAAGACGUCAAGAUAUUUAUAGCUAAUGCUAUCUCGGAUGUAUUAAGAUCUUACUGAUAAACCAAGCCUGACAGGGAGGGCUUUUCCCUAGUUUCACGGUCUUCAAUAUGGCAGCAGGUCGUUGCUUCGCCGUGUUACCACUUUUGCUGGUUUGUGAUGUUUGGGGAAAUUGGCUGAACUAUAUCGCAGCUGCACAAAAAGGUAAGAAUAAAGUAUAUUAACUGAAAUGUAAGCAUACACAAAUGUCUUGUUGGAUCCAGAAGGGCUUUUUUUUCAAUUAAGCUUUUCAGUUACUUACAGUUAGAGUGCUAGAGACCAAGUCGAUAAUUACAAUUUGUAGUCUACGCCGCCCGAGAGCACGAGCUCGAUACAUCAGCAACUUGUGCAGUUGUAUGUUACCAGUGCUAAUUUGCCAACUCUUUUGUAGAAUUGAUUGCAAAAGCCUUGCUUCAGAUCUUUCGUUAGACCGCUUGCGAUCGCGCGGGCGUUCUGGACCAUUGUGUGCAACUAUAGGCUGUUUUGCAAUCUAACUCGUUGGUAAACUUAAGGGGCUGCCAAAGCACUGACUUCUGCUCAGUGCACACCUUCACAGCAUGCAUGGGAUAAGCUUGUCCUUUCGGUCUGUAUUCUAAAGUGCCGCACUCAGUUUGAUGAUCAGAAGGACGUCCUCGGCCCGCUAAAGAGACUGCUCUUUGGCAUAGCGCCUUGCAAAUGCGUUUUCAUGUAAACACAGUUGCCUAGCGCCUAUAUUAAGUUUCAAACCAAGAGCCUUAUUUUUUUCCUCGUUAGAUCAAUGCACGCGAAAGCGAGCGACACAUAUUUAUAAUGCAAGGUUCAUCAAUUAGAUGGACUAAAUAGCAAUAAAGACACUACAUUACAAUAAAAUAGAAAAAACUAACGUAAAACAAAGUAAGUAAAUAACGAAUAAUAAUAUAAUAAUAUUAUUAAUGUAAGACGAGGAACUUCAACAUAAUCAUCUUCUGACUCCAAGAAAUUUAACUCUAUCUUUUUACGAAAAGACGAUCGCUUAAACGUUUUACUUGAGAGAAUCGAUUCUCGUGAAAAGGCACUGAGACAUUUUAUCGGUCCUAGAGAACUUAAUGAUAAAGGAUUAUACUUGUUUUAGUAAUUCAUUGAGUACCCUAACUGGUGCUGACUGUCUGUUGAUAUCAUAGAAAUUUUUAGACCAUAAAAAUAAACAUCAAUAAUUAGUCAAACAGCCACUGGGUGGCCCUUUUCAUAAGGUCUCCAAAUAUCUAAUCCUUGUUUCUUCCUGUCACCUGUUUUCAAGUCCCUCGCUUUAGGGUCUACUAAUAAACACUAAUAAAUAAACUUUCUAAUAGACUUACUAAUCCAUCAACGAUCCGCUAAUACAGUCCAGUGACUUCACUACUCCUUUGCUUUUAUUCAUGCAUAAAGUAAAUCGCAAUUUCCAACUGGAAAACAAAGAAUCAUCGCCUGAAAAGGCCAACAUAAUGCAGAAUUGUGUUUCUCUUAACAGUGUGUUAAGUCGUAAUGUCUAAACGUUAAAACUGUUAACAGCAUUGUAGUAUUCUGAACGAAACGUUUGCUUGUAUAACACACCAUAGUUCGACUAAUCAAACUCGAUGGCGGCUACGCAAGAAUAAUACACACUCGAUAGUUUGCUCUGAAUUUUUUAGCCUUUCGCGAGUUUUAGAAAUUUCUAGGCCAUAAAAACUGACAAUAAUUAGUUAAGAAGUCGUUGGGUUUCUCUAAUCAUUGUGUUACACAUGCAUUUAAACUAGGUAUCAAAAUACAUUAUUCUUGUCUCUGCCUACCACCUGCCUUUAACUCCCUCCCUUUAGGGUCUUAUAACGUAAACAGGAAGUCGCUUUCUACGUUUGCAUGAUAAAAUCAUGAAUAAAUAAAGCGAUUUCUCUAGCAUGUCAUAUCGGGAAUGCGUCAAAAUGAGAUCAGUAAUUAUUAACCUCCUAGGUAACUUAUUUGAAAAAAAAAUGCGUUUUAAACAAAAUGAUAUUUUUUUGUUAGAAUUUUUUCAAGUCUACUGGAUUUCUUUUGCACACUCGCUCAUCACGAAAUUGACAACUUCGUAUGUGACGCCAUGAGACAUGAAUGCGGGAACUAAAAAACUGGAUUUAUCCAUGUGUAUCCCUUUCUUAGGGUCGCUAGUGUUGUUGCAUCUAACUGCAACGCAUCUUACUGGUGUGUUUUGACUUUUUUGUAAAACAGCUGUUUCAGUUAGUGAAUUGCAAGAAAUAUUUCUAGAACUCCUCAUUUGUCUACUUGUAUCUUUAGUAAAGUGUUCCUCAAUUUAUGUCAGAGUUUUUUAAUCUACGUCACAGCUCCCGUGUUUCCGAGAGACUUCCAGAAAAGACUAAGACGAAUAGAUUGCUGUAACGCCUUCUCGGCUUUAGUUUUUGUGACGCAUCACAUGAUCUUUUAGAUACGGGAUAUUUGUAUUCACACGUGGACACACUGAACUUGUGACUAGAACUUUCACUUGAACGUUCGAUAGAACUUUCGGAAGAACACGCUUGUGUUGUGUGUAGGAACCUGACAGUCUUUGACGGUCAAUAUGGUUUAGGUCUCAAUCGAACUACCGUAAACAUAACCUCUAGUUCGUGUUUGUUAAGUUUUUCGACAACCGUGCAACAAACAUACGGACCAGCCUGCAGACUUUGUUAAGUUGUGGUUGCUUCACUACAGUUUCCUGGCUUCCCUUUAUUACCCAGUAAAGGCGGCCGCUACAGGUGCCAUUGUGUUAAUCACAAUUUUUUUUUCUCAGUGGCUCUCGUAGUAAUGUGUUCUUUCAAUUAAAACAAGAAAAAAAAUUAGGUUAUGGGCACUUUAACUUGAAGCGCCUUUGAACGUUCAGCUGGUGCAUCUUUAAGCAAACAUGGAAUAUAACCACCUGACUCAAAGUGGUGAACAUACAUAAUGAGAGUUGCUCUCUUUAAGGAAUAAGUACUGUGCAUGAACAACAAAGUUUUCAUAGCACUUAUACAUUUGUAAUUCUGUGUCUUUUUACUUGCAUGUUCUUUCGAAACGAUAAACUCUGUUUUCAUACUUUUCAUGAUCAGGCAAGCCAAGUCAUUUUCCCCUGCUACUAAAAAUAGCAUGGUACUGGAACUUUCCCCUAGGGUGGCGAGGAACCUGUCUAACCCCGCCGUAAGACACAACGAAGACCGUAAAUCCUGAAGCAUAUUUGGUUCCGGCAGAAGGUGUGUGGCCUCGAGGUCGGCAUUCCGAGCGCGAAGUUCUUCUAUUUCCUGUCGCAUUUGUCCUAGCCGAUGGGACUGCUGAGGACGACAUUUUCCUCUUUUUCUCGGUCUAACAACUCCUUCAAUGCAGUAAAUUUCCCGAUUCUGCUCCGCUCGGAGACUGGGCAUUGAUGAACGAUCCACUCGUCUUGGGAGAAGACGAAAAACCAUACUCCGAGUACUGUAAGCUCUUGCUCUCAUGAAUUAGUGCGUAGUCCACCUGCUUACGAGGACGUAGACAGUGCGUAGAUUGAGACAUUGUGUACCGAGAAAGAACGAAUGUCUAAGUUAACUGUAAUGAACGAAAAUGUAAGCUAACACUCGCUGCAACUGGUUAAACAAAUGAUCAAUUCCACUGUAACAACCCUAUAUAAACAGGUAUCUUGUAAUGAUUAAUCUAGAAAUUAUCAACCUACAAGAAACUUUACAUGAAGUGGGCGUCGAAUCAAAUAUUUUAAGCGAAGUUCAAAAUUGACUGUUGUUUGUUGACCCUAGCUUGUUCCAUAAACGGUGGGCGCAGAUGACGCCUGAAACUCUCUCGUAGAAACUACUUCUGCAGUUUUUAUCCGUUUGAGCUUAAAGUUUGCUGGAUAAAAGAUCUUUGUAUUAUACAUAGUCGUAUGGUUUUUGUUUUUUCAACUUAAACGGAUUUUGGUGGGAAAAUGACGUCGUAGGAUUGAAGUAGGAUGCUGGAUAUCGGACAUCGGAAUUAGGGCAGCUCGGAUCAGAGCAUCUAACCAAGCAAGUCAGUAUAGAAAAUUUGCUUAAUUACUCGGACAAUGUACUUGGGUAUGCCCAUAUAUAUCCGGAGAAUACUCCAUAAGCUUUCUGUGUGUGCGCUAUCGAACGCUUUCGGGAAAUCGAUAAAAUUGAAGUACAAUCCAUGCUGCCAUUCAAACGACACUGCUCGAUGUAGUUCCUUAAGGUAUAGAUAAGCUCCUUGCAGCCCCAAGCUUUCUAAAAUCAGCAUGUUCUUCGCAGUACUCCAUCCCCAGUCAGAGAGAGAUAAUUCGCUGUGACUUUAGCAAAGAUUUUACUUUACUUAGCAGGUGGUUUGAUGCUAACAUCAAGGUGACAGUUGGUCCUCUGAAACCUUUUUUUCAGGUUUUCCUAAAAGUGUCCUGCCCAGCACUCUUCCUGGUCCUUCUUAGUUGAACGUAAUGCACCUGACCUCCACAAAUGCUUUGUGAUCCUGUAGACUAUUCCUUGUUUCUUUCUGGUGCUGGAUAGCGGCCUCUACCUCUCUUGCAAGACUCCCAAGAUAUCUCCUCUUUUCCGUUCUAGCUGAACGUUGAACUUUGGCUUUGAGAAUAACAUCGCAUUGAGCAUGUAAUUUCUCUUUUAGGCGAGUAGAUUUGAUUCCCAUAAGCUUUCCCUUUGCUCUUUUCGUUUCUGCAGAACAUAUUCUUUGUGACAUUUCCCAUUAAGGGAAAGGCGAUACUGUGGAGGUUCUCGACGAUUCUGCAGUGCCAUUCUGAUUAUACCGAGUCGGUAUCAGCUAUUUCGAUGUUUUCUUUAAGAGUCUAUUACUUAUUACAUCCUAACAAGACAAGGCCAUUUGCUUCCUAUUUCUUUGCAGAUGGUUGUCGUCGCCUCAAGUUCCUUCCACCGGACGAUGGCCAUUAUUUGGCAUAUCACGUGUUUUUAAAUCUUACUAUUGGAAUAUACACGUCUUGUCAUCACAGAUGUGUUAUGGAGAGUAGAUGCGUGUCAGUAAACAUUGGUCCGCCUGUAAACGACAAAGUUGUGUGUGAGCUUAGUGAUUCGGAUCACAUACAGAGCCCACAACAUCUUAAAGCAAGACGCGGCUGGAGCUACAGAGGCACCACUGAGGUACCAAUGACAAAUAGGUCUAAAACAUACGUAAGUGUAGAUAAACCAAAGACAGGUGAAUGAAUAUCUCACUAAUUCUCGAUAAAAUAAUAAAGCUUUUUAAGUAGGGGCGCCGGAUGAUCACGAUGAUGAGUUCCUGCUGCUGCUGCUGCUGCUGAUGAUGAUGAUGACGAUAUCGAUUAGGAAAAUGAAUGAUGCUGAUACUCAUUCUGAUAACAAGUUUGAUGUUUAUAAAAAUGUAUGUAUUCGCUUCCAUAAAUCAACAAUUCCAGAAAAAUCCCAAAUGUUUCAUCCUCACUGGAAAAAAACUCGAAUUUUGAUGAAAUUAUCGAGAGAUUCGAGAAAUCUAAAUAAUAACUUUUCUAUCUCAUAUGUUCUCAGCGCGGUAAAUAAGUUUUAAUGUGAUUUUAAAAAAUAAAAUAUAUAUUCUCCAUUAGAACCUUUGCGUCAGUAAUCCUUGUCUUAACAAUGGUACGUGCCUCACGGGAUAUACGAGCAAGAAAUACCUCUGUGUUUGCACCUUAGGCUUCAAAGGAGAAAACUGCGAGCAGGCUCCAGGUAAAAUAGUAUAUAUAGAGGAUAUUACAUGACCGCGCGGAUAAACUGAAAUCUUCAUGCGGGCUAUUACGGGCGGAUCUUUUAGAAAGUGUUAUGAAAACGAUGUCUAAGGGAAGAUAUAAGUCAAAAAUAUUUUAAUGGUUCUAUUUGCAUAACAUAAUUUUGUACACCUUUGUAUUCUUUGCUCACUCUCACGCCAUCGAUAGUUUCUUAGUUUGAAUUUUUGUGACGUCAUGUGAAAACCCCUAAUAGGGCGCUAAAGCAACGACGACGGUGACGUCAACGAGAGCGGCUUAAAAGCAAUAGGUUUAGAUUGGCAAAACAAUAACUUUACACGUGCACCGGGCUUUUUUGUACAUUUCUUGGCCGUCCCUGCACGACGACGACACGUGAAAAUGCCUAUUUUCAUGUUUUGUGGAGGACGUGAACACAAGACAACGACUUUCUUUUUCUGUUUAUGAACUUCGAUAAAGUCUUUUAGAAUUCAACUCCAGAAAAAAAUUGCCAAAAUUUGACGAAUUGAAUGAGAUAGAAUAAGCGCGAUAAAGUUGAAGCAGCGCGACUUCACUUUUUAAGUGACGUUUUCGUAGCUGUCGCCGUCGUUGUCACAUAAGCUCCCUAAUAUCUCUUUUGCAAAUACAUCUCAGACGUUCCCGCCUCUUCGGCUGUCAACGCUGGCACCGGGCCAUCAACUGGGCUAUCUACACCGAAAUCUUCACCUGCCACUCCAUUUGUCGUCGGAUCGCUAACUUCGACAGAAGCGCUAAACACCUCGGCAAUGACGAUCGAUCCUGAUCUGUUCACUGCCUCGCUAUCUUCUGCACUACCCGGAGCGAUAAAGACUGCAAUAUCCACCGAUGUUCUCCCGCCGCCUACUCCGGCUACUAACGCGCCAGCGCCAGCAACGGCUGUAACAACUCCCACGGUCAUCUCAGCGUCCGUGCAAGGAUCGGGUAAUCACCCACACCUUGACGGCACGCAAGCUAUUGAAAUUUUAAAAAGACCCAGGCCAAUCCCAGUGAUAACUGUCCUUUUCUGGAUUCGCUAUUGAUUUAAAUCUUAAUGCUAAAAUAAGAUAAGUAAAAGCAGAAAAUAUGGGCACAUAAAUAUGUGGAUUUUGGAGCAUUAGUGUCCCCUAGCCCCACUUUUGACAAAUAUUAAAGAAGAAGGAGAAUUCAAACACCAGAAAGCUCAGAAAAAUUUUCUGAGCUCCAUGUGAGAAUCGAACUCACGACCCUCCGAGUUAUGCUAUAUCGCUCAAACCUUCUCAAAAUUCAUCGACUUCCGCCAAGCUUACUUUAGCCAAGCCACUUCGAACGCCUAUAAAAAAGAAGUUAAGUAAUAUAAAUCAAUGGCUGUCUGCAUUUCAUACUUUCGUAGCUGUUCAUGUUUAGAAAUCUUCGAGCAAAGCCGCCAAGCUAAUGAAAUACGGGGAAAUCGUGCGUAACACGGCCACCAAACCGGGGGACUAGGCUUAUUAUGUAGAGCAAUUUCGGCUCUUACCAUGUCUUACGGCAAUCAGACCCAGCUAAAUAGCCCUGGGUCGACCCUGGGACGGGGUCCAUUGGGAAAUUUAACAAAGGGUAAUGACGAAGUUUCGUUCGAAGUCGUUCUCUGACCAAGACAGGCCCACCUUGCGCUCACGGCAAUCCUUUCUCCAGGGUGGUUGUUUGGUUUUUCACUCCGGGCGGCACCAUCGGGGGAUUUUAUUGCAAACAAAAAUAAUUCUUUUCUGGCUCAAACCAUCACGCUUCCCGCAGCGCUUCCAGAAAUCAACCCCAGCAAUACAAACCGCCAGUCCCCCGCCAAGAGCCCACAGGCUCUUCAAACCAAUAUUUUCACUGCGCCGUUAACGCCCGUAAAGGUGGAUCGACUUAAUCGAUUGCGACUGUUUUGUUAUUGCCAGUUUGUGAUCAGGCAAGAUCAUGGUUUCGAUUCUCUACGCGAACCUAAUCAGUUGCCUGGUUAGCUUUGUACUUAGGUGCUUUGUGGAGACAGCCGUACAGCCGUUCUGUCUAAGACCCUGUUUACAAGGAGGGAGGGUAACCCUGGUGGUAGGGUUAUCCUAGCAAUAGGGUUACUCUAGCGCUCGCACACUUCUCUUUUUUUUGCAUGACGUGUUUAAAAGGCAGGCCCUACCGCUAGGGUAACCCUACCUAAGUGCUGGGGUUACCCUACCUGCCUUGUAAACGCUCUGCUAGUAAUAUAACUCGCCUACCCGGGACAACCUUCUGCCGUCUUGCUUGACUAGAAAUCUUAAAAAAUUUGAAGGGAAUUAUCAAAUUCUGAGCUAAAUUAUAAACAUCUCAUCAAUAUAAGGCAUUUUUCUGUAUACUAUGAUAAUGUUUUCCCGUUUUUUCGUAAAUUUAACGUGUUUUCCAUAGAGGAAGUCAUGUUUCAUUUCAAAUAUUGAACGUUACAAAGAAUCCACGCACGAUGAAACACGUCAGAAAAGCUGGAAACGUUGACCCGGGUGAUAGGGUACCCUACGUCUGAAAUGUGCUUGUAAAUCAGAGCUAACUUUAACCCGCUUGCUAGGGUAACCCUAGCACAAGGGUAACCCUCUCUCCCUGUAAACAGGCCCUAACUGAAUAUCCGCGUAACGGUUCGAAAAUUCUUCUUUUCCUAUUGGCUACUGAACAGUGCUGAACGCAACCAAUUACUGAGGAUGCAUUUAGAUCCUCUUCUGCUUGAAGCUAGGAGCGUGCUUUUUUGGAAAUAAAGGCGAAGACAACGUGGUACUUGCUGUUCAAUCUGAAAACAUUGUCAUUCAAUUACUAAGCCGAUAAGGAGAGAACCCUAGAAAACACAAAAUGGAUCUACGAUAACUUUCGCUUUGCUUUGUCCUUAUUUUAGUUAUUUUAGUUUGUUUAUUUUUCAGUCAUGGCUAACAAACGCUACAAAUGCUGUAGCCUUUACUCUCUGGGAUGAGACAACGUAGAUAUUUGCUUUACUGCAGUUGUUUACAGCGUCUCAGUGUCCAAACAAGCUCUUACUAUUUUGUUUUAUCAGAUUGCUAUGAUCUGUUCAAGGUAGGCCAUACUCAGAGUGGAGUGUACUCUGUGAACCCAGACGGUAAAGGAUCCUUCAAUGUAUAUUGUGACAUGCGAACUGAUGGUGGAGGGUGGUCUGUGUUCCAGAGAAGACAAGAUGGCUCGGUAGACUUCUAUCGCGGAUGGAAUGAUUACAAAUCAGGCUUUGGUCAGCUGACGGCUGAGUUCUGGUUAGGAAACGACAAGAUCCACAGGCUGACGGCCGCAAGACCCAGCACGCUACGAGUGGAGCUAGAGGACUGGAACGGAGUACGAGUGUAUGCCAAAUAUGGCAAGUUUAACAUUAGCGAUGAGCAAGCGAAGUAUCGACUUGAAGUGGGUUUAUUUUCAGGGACGGCGGGAGAUUCGUUAGCAAAUCAGAAUAACAUGGCAUUUAGCACAAAAGAUAUAGAUAAUGACAGAUGGGGUAAUAACUGUGCUGUGCGCUGGACUGGCGCUUGGUGGUACAGAGACUGCCAGUGGUCUAAUCUAAAUGGAAAAUACCUGGGGAAUAAAGGUUCCUUAAAUGGAGUUCGCUGGUCUACAUUUCGUACUUAUCUUUCACUCAGAUAUGUUGAAAUGAAAAUGAGGUCUUCGUUCUAG
Messenger RNA from Porites lobata, 52812 nucleotides. The record is from the annotation of a GenBank genome assembly. Lineage: Eukaryota; Metazoa; Cnidaria; Anthozoa; Scleractinia; Poritidae.